Messenger RNA from Pelobates cultripes (western spadefoot toad), 78055 nucleotides. NCBI's taxonomy places the organism in Eukaryota, Metazoa, Chordata, Amphibia, Anura, Pelobatidae. The record is from the annotation of a GenBank genome assembly.
CUUUUUUCCAAAUUUGUCACAAAAAAAAUUUACAUUCUGUCAUGCCCCAUUUUUUCUCUGGUUCUUUGCGGUGCUACCUGGGAAUUUAUUUCUGAAGAUCACAGCACACAGCUCUGUGUAAUACUGAAAGGAAUUGGCUGGCAGGAAGCCUGACCAGUGGGGGAAAAAAAAAGAGGAUUUUUCUUACAGAGUGUGUCUGGUUCAGUCCCACAAGGUCUGACAUCAGAAAGAAAGCCUCAGUUUCCUUCAAGGAGUUUACCAUUAAGGCACAAACUUUUUUUUUUUCUUACCCUCAUCCCAGAUUUUUUUGUGCAUAAGUAUUUCCUUUGUCAGACAGCAGCUCCUGCCUGAUGAAAGACUCCAUCGAGCAAAGUUUUAGCUUCCCAGAGCUGCAACCUUUAAACCGGCUGCACAGGACAGAAAACAUCCCUUGAAGCCUGGAUUCUGCUAAUGCAGGAAAGAAGUGAGUGAAACUUUUCUGUGUCUUUGCACGCAGUGCCUAUAGUUGUUAUGGGGUUUACUGAGUGACUUUCAUUGCUGCUACUCAAAAAAACCAAAACAAAAAACAGACACAAUAUCGAAACGUUACCAGUUUGUACAAAACUUUAACCUUAUUUCAGCUAGUGUUUUCUGGUGACUAUAAACAUCACAGUGGGGUCAAUUCACUAAACUGGGAAUUGUGGAGAUAUGACAAGGGAAAAAAAACCCAAGACAAAACACUAAAAUAUAUUUUUUAGUGAAAAUAGAACCUAAUGUUUGGCCAGGAAAGAAUUCUAAAAAAUGCAGAUAUCAGUUAUUUAAUGAUUUGAAAUGUUGCUGUAUCCUGAUUUUUUGUCAGACUUCCAGCCAAUAGUCAUGUGAUACACAGAGAGAGCACUGAUAGGUUGAGUUGAGUUGUUACCAUAGAAGCAGCAUAACAUUUAGAAGUGUUUUUGUUUUGCUUUUUGGAUUAUUUAUUUUUUAUUAUUUUUUUUUUUUUAAUGUAUUUAAAGCUAUUAAGGGAAAAUUCAAUUGACAGAAUUUAUUUUUCUCAUUUUAAUUAUUGUUGAUAAACAUGCUUGAGCAACAAGUAUAUGUUUUAACUAGUUAGUACAUCACCAUUAAAGGGACCCUAUAGGCAUUCAUUUCAUUGAAGUGGUCUGGGUGCAGCGUCCCUGUCCCCCUUAGCCAUGCGUUGUAAGAUAUAGCAGUUUUAGAGAAACCUCAUUGUUUACAUUGCAGUGCUAAGACUGGGUCUAGUGGCUUUCUACCAGAUAGCCACUAGAGGCACUUCCUGCAGCUAGACAGAGUUUGGCUCUGUAAAACAACACUGAACGUUCUCACACUUUGCUUAAAAUCAUCCAGCGUGUUAAAAAACCCCAUAUGAAAGCAUUGAGUCAAUGCUUUUCUUUGGGGAAAGCCUAAUGUGCAUACUGCGCUCGAUGUGCAUGUGCAUUAGGUUCCCCCAUAGGCUGAUGUUGGAGGGGCUCGACCCAGCGCUUAGGGACAAUGUUGCUGGAAUCAGGUAAAACAUUUUUUGUUUUGUUUUGUUUUUACCCCUUUACAGACCGGGGGUGGGAGAGGGACUAUAGUAUUAGGAAUACAAUUUUUUUUUAAGCUGAGGUUAGUAGGAACAGGAAAAUAGACUAGAGGAAAAAACACAAUAGUGCAACUUUUCAGGUUCUGCUAAAAAGAUGUCUCGAUCGAAAAAUGCAAAUAAUAGUUAAAAUAAGCUGACAUGUGGACCACAACUCCCAUUAUGUCCAGCACACAUUCAACAAGUGAAGCCCACUGUAGCUGGUGUGCCCUAAGGUAUUACUGGGUGAGUUGCCUUAAAUUCUCGAUCUUUCCACAGACAGUCAGAGAAACUAUAAACAACAGGAAAGGAUAUUUAUACUAUCUGAGUUAUUUAAGGUCAGGAUCGCUAAGCUGGAAAAAUUCCCAACUAUGCUUUUAUUUACGUUACUCACGCCUUAAAAUUCACUUUAUUGCAAAAACUAUAAUGAUGUAAGCAUGCACAAAAACAGCAUAUUAAUGAGGCCAUCAAAUGCAUUAAAGUUAUAUUGUGCCUGGAGUCUCCCUUAAAGGGUUUAUUCGCUAAAGCAAAAUCUUGCAAGAGAACUGCAAAUAUUACACCAAAAUAGCCAAAAAAUUACAUGUUUUUUUAGUUUAUAAGCUUUUACAAGUCCCUUUCUUGUUUCUUCACAGUUUCUCAUUUAGUUAAAGGACCACUAUAGUGCCAGGAAAACAUACUAGUUUUCCUGGCACUAUAGUGCCCUGAGGGUGCCCCCACCCUCAGGGACCCCCUCCCGCCGGGCUCUGGGGAGAGGAAGGGGUUAAACUUACCUCUUUCUCCAGCUCCGGGCGGGGAGCUCUCCUCCUCCUCUCCUCCUCUUCGGCUGAAUGCUCAUGCGCAGCAAGAGCUGCACGCGCAUUCAGCCAGUCCAUAGGAAAGCAUUCACAAUGAAAAUCACAGUGAGAAGCACGCAAGCGCCUCUAGCGGCUGUCAAGAGACAGCCACUGGAGGCUGGAUUAACCCUAUUAUAAACAUAGCAGUUUCAGAGAAACUGCUAUGCUUAUAAAAAAAAGGGUUAAUCCAAGAUGGUCCUGGCACCCAGACCAUUAAGCUGAAGUGGUCUGGGUGCCUAUAGUGGAAAUUAUGCUGUAAUAUUAACAAGAAAAAAACAAUACAUGCAAUUAUAUGAACAUGCGCAGUGUUAAUUAACGAAUAUCUACCAAACAGCCACUUUGAUAUUUCUCCACUAAAUCUUUUUGACUUGGAACCUUCAUUUACAUUGUGAAGAAUUGAUUGGUUUUAGUGGGGCAGCACAGGACUGUAUGUUCUCUAUGUAACAGUUAAAAAUCCAAACAUUCGAUUUUAGUCGUCCUGAGCUGGGAGAGUCCUGCCAGCUGGGAAUUUGUUUUAAUUCACCCCAUCUAUCUGGCUAUCAGUGUUAUUGCUACAAAUCAAAACGUACUGUACAGUAAUGCAUUAUGAAUGUGUCCUGUAGUCACUUUUUCCUAAAUGAAAUUUUCCAGGGCAGACCUCUAAAAUGUAUCCUGUAUCCAAAUGGCUUAUGAAUCACUGGAAGGCAGCAUAAUGUGCUAACAUUGCCCUCAACCUGGGCUGUAACUGCUGCCUUUGCAUCGACAUGAGAAAAUGAUACAUUUUAUAUAGACUAUACAGCCAUUUCUUUAUGGUCACAUGCUAAGUCACAGCGCUGUUUACUUUUACCCUCGUUAUUUUCUUGCCUGACAAUCUGUCUGCACAAACAUUUAUCUAGAGCAGCAAAGGUUGCGCUCUCCCAUUAUAGCGGCUGUGGACAAAGUUUCAAUCAGCCAAACAUGACUUAUUACCUCGUCCCAACAACAGAAGUACCAAAGGUCAGCACAACUGAUCUAGAAUAAUAAGGCUAAUCGUAUAUCUCAAAGAACAGGUUUUAUAAUAACACACCAUGUACACAGCCUAGAGGAAAAACUAGAUUAUAUAUAUUGCAUUUAUUAAAAUAUUUAUAUAUUGUUUCUGUCUGUCUAUCUAUCUAUCUAUCUAUCUAUCGACACACUCAUUCUUUAGUACUCUUCUGUUUCUUACCUUUUGGUUGCAGGACAGUGGCCUCUGCUGGCUGGGGCUGAUUUUGGUCUUGCUUCCCUCCCGUGCGGGUGCUAGCUGAGAGGAAGUGACUGCAGCCACACUGGCUGCACCGGUGGUAGUUCCGCCGCUGCCAGGGCACAUAUAUAUUAUAUAUAUCUCAAUAAUGUGUGCACAUUGGGAAUGGGAGGCCUGGGUGUCCAAGCUCCCCAGAACCACCAGAAUCAUGACAACCGUCAUGGUUGUCACCCCCUGUGGUGACCUCUGUCAAAGCCGGAAGGCAAUCCAUUCUCCACUCAUUGGCUUGGAGCGUCAGCUUGCUGCUCUCAGUCAAUGAAUGGCACACUGUGCAUGCAAAUAUGCACAGAAUGGACAUUAGCCAUCUAGGAAUGUUUGUCCUGGUCAGCUGAUGAUACUUCAAUGACCCUGGCAGAGGAGGAGUUACAUCUCCAGCAUCAAAGGGGUUAAACACCAUAUGUGCAACAUUUCAUACUGAAAGUGGUCUAGGUGCUAGAAGUAACGCUUUUGAGAGGUGCAAGUGUUACUUGACGUUACAAUAUCCAUUGUAUAUGAAUCCUGAAAUAAGUAUUUUUAUUUUCAGAGUACAAGAUUAAAACAAUAUGUCACAACAUACAAAGUAAAUUUGACACAGCUGUAUACAAUGUUAAAGAACUUUCUGUUGGUCCAGAAGAUGCCUGAAGACAAGUUAAUCCUGUUCCAGUUCCAAACCUCUAGUCCUUAGAAUUGUAUCAAUUUUCAAUGUUUUUGUGCAACAUUGAGUUGUGCGUUAGUCAUUAUUCCUUGAAAUAAUACAGGAUGUAAUAGUUACGUAAUCCCCAAACAUCAGGGUUCACUGGUGGGCAGGAUUAAAGGGGCCAACCAGUGAAAUUGGGAAGCUUGGGAGGCCUGUAGUUAUGCUGGUUUAGAAUACCAUCACCAACUCUAUUAUCAGCUCGGCAACCCACAAUACUACCAGGCAAGUGCACAAAAACAUUUUCUUCAGAAAUAUUGAUAUUUAAUGAACGGCAUUUCUAUUUGUUAAAUUAUAAAUCCACAUAUAUUGUUGUAUAGACAAAAAUCGAGAGCUCUCAGAUGAUCUUAAAGAUAAAACAAUAUUUUAUUGUCUUGGCACAGAGUAAUAUUUUAGUCCAUGGUAGAUCUCAUUGAUAUCUGAUAUGGAUAAUUUUUUUUUUUUUAAAUUCUUUAUUUUUAUUGUGCAAGCAUUAACAACCAGCUUAUAUUGCCACGACAGCAGUCACAAGAACAUUAUCAUCAUACAGUUCUUAACAUGGCAGGUAGAGGGUCUGCACACUUUUAUAGUAUGGAGCAGAGUAAUCGCAUAGUCAGCAUGAGUGAAAAAAUAAAAAAAAUAAUAACAACAGAAACUGGAACGAACAUUUGUUAACACAGGGUAUACACAGGAAUAGCUAUGCACCAUUCGUGUUUUAAAACAUAACUUGUGCACCAGGAUCAAGUAAGUAUAUCGCUACAUGAACUAACAUGGACUAUGUCGAUCCGCUGGUAGCUUUUGGUUGACUGAAUAUAUUCUUAGUAUACAAUUCGUUACAUCUUAAGGUUUACGAUACUAUCUGCCUGCUGCAUGGUGAGUAUUUCUGGGUACCGGUAAUAUCUUAGAUCCUAUUCUGUUCUAAUUUUGAAAAGGCUCACUUAUUUAAAAGGAAAAAGUUCUAACAGAUAAAACACAGUGUACGUUUCAGGGUAUAACACAGAUUUAGUGGUAGUCGGAGCUAUGGUAGCAAAAUGCUCAUGCACAUUAGAAAUGUGUCGGUCGGUUAAUUAAUUAAAGGUGACGCGUCCAUGAGUGUCACCAGGGUAAUACUUGUUAUGUGGAAGCCGUUUGCCCCGAGAGCUAAUAGUAGUAAGAAUAGCAUAGUGCGGGCAUUUCUUGCCAAUUUAAGUAAUUCUCAUAUGAAUUGUUUGGGUAGUAUAUAGUAGAUAUAUAUAGGGUAUUAUCGGUAUGGGUGUAGUUAAAUAUAAGGGUGGCUCCGAUUUCACGAUGGUACCUUGGUUAGGCCUCAAGAGGUUCUCAUUUCCCCUCAAAAAGGGGUUCUAUGUGGUUUUGGAACUUGCAGAGGCUUUUAAAGCUUGUCAGAAUGCGCUUGAGCUAGGACCUGAUGCUUAAUACUGCACCUUAACGGCUAUGGUUAAACAGGAUACAGACUAUCAUGCGAAAUAGGCUAUGUUACAGCUUGCGGUGCGCUUCAGUUUGGGGCAUAACACAGGGGUAUUUAACAUUUUAAAGAAACUUUGCAUUAUAACUGAGUAACAUUAAUGGCUGCUAUUGGGGCUAGGUCGCCUCCUUAGUAGGGGGGUACGGCAGCCUCCUUGGGAAAAAUGGUCACUCCACUGCUUACGUGGGCUGGAGGCUGUAGCUAUGAUUGUCCAGUGCUCCUGGGGUUGUGGCAUGCGUAUGCUUCCAGCAGAGGGUGCAGUCUCUGAGAACAUGCAGCUGCCUGGGUAUCCGUGUCACCAUCCGAUGUCGUGUGGAAGCUCAGUGGUGCCUUGUGACGGUGAUCCGUGUCCCGUACUCAGUGGUCCAGGAGAGCAGCAGCUAAAAAGGGACACUGCUGGUGGCAGCGUUGAGUGCAUGUUGUACCCCCUUGAUGGCCUGGUGGAAAGCCAGGGACCCCUUGGGUGAUAUAGAGUGAUGACCUUAAGUGGUGACCACUGCGUAUGAAUUCGGGGUGGAGCCUUGAGGUAUGAAUGAGGUGACCCUUGCUGGGUUCCAGGUGUAGGUCAGGGAGCCGUUGUUGGGUGGCCCCUCCUGGGAGAGAGUCAUGCGGCAGGCCAAGAGUCUGCAGUAGGGCUGGAGCGUCUUGGAUAUCUUGUACGAUGUGCGUGUUCGUCCCCUGCAGUACUAUCAGGGUUCGGGAGGACCGCCAGCGGUAGUCAGUCUUGUAUAGUUGGAGCAUGGAGGUGAGAGGGCGUAGUGACCUCCGCCAGGCUAGAGUGCCGCUGGACAGGUCUGCAAAGAAGGCCAGCUCCAUGGCCUCAAAGAGGAAAGGGGUUUUACCUCGUAGGGCUGAGAGGACCACUGCCCUGUCCCUGCCGCUGUGGAAGGUGGCUAUUACAUCUCUCGUGCCGGUGGCCUGGGCCCUCAGUGGCUUGGGGACCCUGAAGCCCUCCUCUGGGGUAAUUGUUUUGCCUUGUCUGUGCGGCAGUAUUGCUGAUAGUAUGCGCCCCGUGACUUUCGGCAGCUCAGUGUCUGGUACCUCUUCAGGGACCCCUCUAAUUUUUAUGUUAUGUCUUCGCCUGGAGUCCUCUUGAGCCGCCAGGCGGCGUUAAUGUUGCAGGGUCUGCAAUUGUAGGUUCUGCAUGGUCUGUUGUAGCGUGGCUAUGUUCUGGGCUUGAGACUGUGAGCAUCCCUCCAGUUUCGUAAUGCGGCCUGUCAGGCAUCUUAAGUCCGCGCGUAGCGCCAUGACAUCCUCGUGGAUGUGUUUUUGCAGGUCUGCCAACAGUGCCUUUAGGACUGCCGUGGUUACCGGCUCUGAGCCCGCUCCUGUGCCACUUUGUUUCGCCAUCCGUAAUGGGGUGGGAGUCGGCUAGUCCUCCUCAUCCAUGUCUUCAGACAAUUCUUCGGAGAAGUCCGAGCAGCUGCCAUGCAGUGCGGCCAUGCUGGUUCCGCUGGCGCCUCGUGCUUGGCUCCACAUCUCCCCGAUCGUGAGCCCAGAGGUAGGCUUGUUUGGUGUCGUUUUUUUCCCUUUUCGCCCCAUGUAGUGUUAGGAUACACUUCAGUCGUUUUGUGUGGUGCUCGGAGCUACCUGCUCUUGCGACCGUUCUCCCUGAUAUGGAUAUUAAAUACGCAUUUUUUUCAUUUGCAAGCCCUGAGAGUACUUCAUUUUUGGGGGUGGGGGGGGGGCGUUAACAUGUGUUACUGAGAUGUGUGUAACAUUUAUAUGUUUAAAAACCCAAACAACCAUCCUUAAAAUAUGUAUAGAUUGAACUCCAUAAUCUGACAUGCAUUCAUAGUUAAAGGAACACUAUAGGCACCCUGACCACUUCAGCUCAUUUCAGCUUCAUGCGGCAUUUACUGCACAUGAGCAUUGGAGCCCCCUUGUCGCAGGACGUCUAAAGGGGGCGGAGCAUCGACCCAGCGUUGAGGUACAUCGACGCUGGGAUAAGGUAAGUAAAUAUAGUGUUUUUAACCCUCUAUUUGCUGGGGAUGGGGGGGGUGGGAGCUUGAGGGAGAGGAGAGGCAGUGGGAGCGAUAGUGCCAGGAACCUACAUUGCAUUUCACCACACUGCGUAAAAUCAUUGGACACUGUCAACAAUGCCGGAAUCCCAUACAUGCAAUAUAACAGUGCCUAGUCAAAGAGUAUCAGUAGUAUAAAAUUAAAUUCUUAUUCAUGCAUGUAGCAAACUAAACAUCACAUAGUACAGCAGAGCAUCAAUGUUGUAUUAAAGGCCCAUGACUGGUUAUGCCGUCAUAACCAUCUGUACUUUAAUGAUUCUAUCCUACAAUUGACUGAACCGCCAAGUUAAUGACUGCAGCAGGGCUGUAUAAACUUGUGAAUUCUAAAUAAUCAGGACAUUAUGCUCUACUCUGGCAUGUGGUAUUUAGGGAUCACACUGUGAAGAGAAUAAAAAAAUGACUACUUGGUAGUUAUGAGGGUAUUAGUGACACAGAAUCAUAGCUUGGAGGCAAAACACCAACAUUCUAACCACACACUAUGUAUUAAAUGCAUAGCACCGUAUGCUGCUGCUACCCAGAAAAAUAUAGAAACGUGAUAAACAGUUAUUGCACAUGUAGACACAAUGGACAUAUAUAUGUAUUCGGCAAAUAAUCGUAACAGUUAACUGCUGACCGCUCCCAGCCAAUGCACCCCUGUCCCAGUGACACUCCGCGCUUCCUGAAUCUGAAAAUUCAGAAGCAGGAUGCUGCCUGGGGAGGAGUUGAGACCAGCGCUGAAGAUAACUGGGGGAUUUAACUGCUCGAAAUCAGUGUAACCCCUUGAGGUAAGCGUGCUUCUGGGGGCCUCCAGGCACCAUAACAAAUUCACUUAGAUUGAGUUAUAGUGGUGCCUGGGGAGUCUAUUUAAUAAACAAGACACUUUAUACUUUAGAAAUAACAUUUCAAGAAUCCAUAGGCAGUCAGUUUUCAUGAUUUUUCUUUUUUAAACUGACUUAACCCCUAAAGGACCAAACUUCUGGAAUAAAAGGGAAUCAUGACAUGUCACACAUGUCAUGUGUCCUUAAGGGGUUAAAGGGAUUCUAUAGUGCCAGGAAAACAAAGUCGUUUACCUGGCACUAUAGAAUCCUACAGUACACCCCUCCCUUGUGUACCCAGAAGUCCAUCUCGUGGUUGUCUGGUAGCCUGCCACUAGAGGAGGAGUUAACCCUGCAAUAAUUACCACUGUAGGGUUAAGGGACAUCGGACUUCAAUGAACUGUAGUGGUCUGGGUGCCUACAGUGUCCCUUUAACACAAACCAGCACAAAUAGCACUCCUCUUGCGCACACCUCUACCUACAGUAUAACUCAAGAAAUGGUUAUUAGAUCAUCUUAGUCAUAAUUACAGAAAGAAUUGGCAUUGGCGGAAAGUAAGAGACUUCUUUUAAACUUUAGUCCUUUCUUUCAGCAUAAAGAAAUCUUAUCGGCCUACAACUGCGAGGACCUUUCGCUGCUAUCGUUUGCAAUGUGAGGCUUAUUAAAUUAUGGAACAGAUUUAUGGAAAUGUAAUGAAUUGGAGGGAAGUUGCUUCUCUUAAAAGUUAUAAAGCAGCUGCCAUUCCUAAAUAUACUUCAGGUAACCAUGGCAACAGAGUCUGUCACUAAAAUAAUGUACUUUGCUGAUAAAAGAGGAAGACUUUUUUGUUAAAAAUGCAGCUGACAGAUCACUACAGUGAGAACAAGAAUGACUUCAUCGCAGUGGGAUGCCCAGACGAGCAGGAAGAUAUGUACAAUCCACAUACAUAUUAUCUAUGAUUAAAGCGCUAAUGCUCGCGUCCCUGAGAACAUUCAUUUGGCUUAAUGUGGGUAGUAAAGUAUAUUGAAACAAAAGGCUGCAGACUGCUAUUUCGCUAAUACGUGAUCAUCACCGUAAAGGAACGCUCCAGUCAACUAAAGGACUUCAGCUUGCUGAACUGUUUUAGGGGUUAACUGCAGGUCCCCUUUGCAUUAUUUUAUAAAAGUAUGAAUAUUAAGGGAAAUUGACACAUUUAUAAAAGUCCUUUGUUGCCACACUGACCGCAGUCCACUCUUUCAAAUACUUGGGUAUGAUGUUAGACCCCAAUCUAUCUUUUGGCCUGCACAUAGAAAAGCUUGCAUCUAAACUUUAUCCAAAACUAGGUGCCCUGUACAGAAACAAAUCCUGCCUAAGCCCUACAGUAAAGGAAAAGAUUGUACUGCAAAUGCUGAUGCCAAUCAUUGAUUAUAGGGAUGUAGUAUAUGCACCUGCACCGCAAUCCCACCUUAAUAAACUCAAUACAUUGUAUAACUCGUUCUGCCGAUUUGUGCUACAAUGUAAUUACAGGACCCACCAUUGUUAUAUGCUAAAAGAACUAAACUGGCUGUCGCUGGAAUCCAGACGCACCCUUCAUCUUUCCAGCCUUGUGUUUAAGAGCUUUUCUGGGAAGCUCCCACCCUACCUGAACACAAUGCUUUCCUCAGCUGUUCCUACUUCCUAUAACAUCCAAUCCAGUACCAACACUUUACUUAGUCUACCUCAAUACAAAAAGAAAGCAGCCCGAUCCUCCUUCUCCUACAGAGCACCGCAAUUGUGGAACGACCUCCCGCACAAUUUAAAAUCUGCCCUAAGCCUAAAGUCCUUUAAGAGAUCCCUCUCUAAAUACCUCAAAACAGAAUUCACCUGUCAUGGCUGAUUAUAUAUUUCCUGCGUGUUCUAUGUUAAAUAUUGUAUUUAGUGUGUAUUAAUAUUGUUUUUGUAUUUUAUUGUACCCUAAUUGUAACAAUGCAAUGAUUUGUGGACCGAGGACAUACUUGAACACGAGAGAAAUCUCAAUGUAUCUUUCCUGGUAAAAUAUUUUAUAAAUAAAAUAUUUUAUAAAUAAAUCAGACAGCCGGAAGAGUUUCUUGUCUCACAAGCAAUGAAGGGUUUCCUCUCUCACUAGCUAAGAAUGCUCUUUCAAAGAGGAAGAUAAUCUCUGUGAGAAGCCUUGAACUGGACCCAAGAUCAUUAAUUACCACUAUCUUAGUGGAGGAACGGGCUGUGGCUAGGAGCCCAUCUUGCAACUGGUAAAAGGUGAAUUUACUCUAUUUCUUACUAGUACAGGGGUAAGGCCAUAGGUCUAAAAUAUCUGAUGUUCUGGAGCAUUUUGAUGUUCUAGAGCACAAAUAUUUGUGUGUAGUCUUGAUAAACUUUUUAAAGGACUAAUUGCGUAGAGUAUGAAAUCAGCACUUCAAUCUCCCGCAAACUCAAAUGCCCUUUUCAUACUUUUAACUCUCUUCUGCGCCCUGUCGCUCCUCAUUCUCCUACCAACUUGACCGCCACAAACUCUUCACUCUUCAAACACGCAACCAUAAUCCCAGUUCUGAAAAAGCACAACCUUAUUCCUAACUCCCCAUCGAACUGCUUCCCUAUCUUGCAACUUUCACUUGCCUAUAAGCUCUUUAAAAAGGUUGUCUACGCAAUAUUGUCUGACUUCCUCGAAUCCAACUCUCUGCUUGAUCUGCUUCAGUCUGGAUUCUGCUCUCAUCGCUCUGUCAAAACAGCUCUGACCAAAGUAUCCAAUGAUUUAAUUGCUGCAAAGUCUCGUGGUCAAUAUUCUAUUCUAAUUCUCCUUGACCUCUCUGCGACUUUUGACACUGUUGAUCAUCAACAGCUUCUUCUCAUUGUCCGUAAAGUCAGUCUGCAAGAUACUGCACUCUCCUGGUGCUCCUCUUACCUCUCCCAGAGCUUUUUCAGUAUUUCUUUCUCUGACUCUGCCUCUUCUCCCUAACCACUCUCUGUUGGUGUUCCCCAAGGUUCUGUUCUUGGUCCCCUAUUGUUCUCAAUCUAUACUGGCUCCCUUGGUAAACUCAUCAGCUCCUUUGGCUUCCAGUAUAAUUUCUAUGUGGUUGACACUCAAGUCUAUCUGUCCUCUACUGAUCUCUCUUUCCCUCUUGUCUCAUGUCUCUGACUGCCUCUCUGCUAUUUGUAACUGGAUGGCUGCUCAGUUCCUUAGUCUUAACGUGUCCAAAACAGAACUUCUUGUCUUUCCUUCUCAAGUGUUGCUACUAACAUGACUGUUUCCCUCCAAGUCAACAGCGCUACCAUCAGAUUUUCACCACAGGCUCACUGCCUAGGUGUUCUCUUCAACUCCAACCUCUCCUUCACCCUCCAUGUCCAGUUGAUCGACAAAUCCUGCCGCUUCCGUCUCAAAACUAUAGCGUGCAUCCCUCCUAUUUAAUGUCCGAUGUGGCUACCCCUCUCUGUCUCAUUAGAGAUAUUCUUUUGCCUUAAGCUGAUGCAAGCAAGUUGAAUUGUUAGUGUAUGAUUGGAGUGGAACUAAAAACCUCCAUAUAUAUAUAAAUAUGCACAGGGAUUUGGAAUAGUGCGCAAGUGACUUUUUUCUAAGGUGCUGGUCAAUGCCACUAUCCUCUAACGCCUUGACUACCACAAACCACUUCUCAGUGGUCUUACGUGCACCCAACUUGCCCCAUUGAGUCUAUAAUGAAUACGGUGGCGAGGCUCAUCUUCCUGUCUGCCCUCACCUCCCACGCCUCACCUCUAUGUCAGUAUCUGCAUUGGCUUUCUGUAAGAUAUAGGUCUCAAUUUAAAUUCGGGUUCUUGCAUUCAGAUCUCUACAUAAUGCUGCUCCUAACUACCUAUCCUCUGUAAUAUACAAGUAUAUCCGUCUAGGCCCCUACACAUUGCCGAAGACCUACGUCUAUGCUCUGACUAUACAGGGAGUGCAGAAUUAUUAGGCAAGUUGUAUUUUUGAGGAUUAAUUUUAUUAUUGAACAACAACCAUGUUCUCAAUGAACCCAAAAAACUCAUUAAUAUCAAAGCUGAAUAUUUUUGGAAGUAGUUUUUAGUUUGUUUUUAGUUAUAGCUAUGUUAGGGGGAUAUCUGUGUGUGCAGGUGACUAUUACUGUGCAUAAUUAUUAGGCAACUUAACAAAAAACAAAUAUAUACCCAUUUCAAUUAUUUAUUAUUACCAGUGAAACCAAUAUAACAUCUCAACAUUCACAAAUAUACAUUUCUGACAUUCAAAAACAAAACAAAAACAAAUCAGUGACCAAUAUAGCCACCUUUCUUUGCAAGGACACUCAAAAGCCUGCCAUCCAUGGAUUCUGUCAGUGUUUUGAUCUGUUCACCAUCAACAUUGCGUGCAGCAGCAACCACAGCCUCCCAGACACUGUUCAGAGAGGUGUACUGUUUUCCCUCCUUGUAAAUCUCACAUUUGAUGAUGGACCACAGGUUCUCAAUGGGGUUCAGAUCAGGUGAACAAGGAGGCCAUGUCAUUAGAUUUUCUUCUUUUAUACCCUUUCUUGCCAGCCACGCUGUGGAGUACUUGGACGCGUGUGAUGGAGCAUUGUCCUGCAUGAAAAUCAUGUUUUUCUUGAAGGAUGCAGACUUCUUCCUGUACCACAGCUUGAAGAAGGUGUCUUCCAGGAACUGGCAGUAGGACUGGGAGUUGAGCUUGACUCCAUCCUCAACCCGAAAAGGCCCCACAAGCUCAUCUUUGAUGAUACCAGCCCAAACCAGUACUCCACCUCCACCUUGCUGGCGUCUGAGUCGGACUGGAGCUCUCUGCCCUUUACCAAUCCAGCCACGGGCCCAUCCAUCUGGCCCAUCAAGACUCACUCUCAUUUCAUCAGUCCAUAAAACCUUAGAAAAAUCAGUCUUGAGAUAUUUCUUGGCCCAGUCUUGACGUUUCAGCUUGUGUGUCUUGUUCAGUGGUGGUCGUCUUUCAGCCUUUCUUACCUUGGCCAUGUCUCUGAGUAUUGCACACCUUGUGCUUUUGGGCACUCCUGUGAUGUUGCAGCUCUGAAAUAUGGCCAAACUGGUGGCAAGUGGCAUCGUGGCAGCUGCACGCUUGACUUUUCUCAGUUCAUGGGCAGUUAUUUUGCGCCUUGGUUUUUCCACACGCUUCUUGCGACCCUGUUGACUAUUUUGAAUGAAACGCUUGAUUGUUCGAUGAUCACGCUUCAGAAGCUUUGCAAUUUUAAGAGUGCUGCAUCCCUCUGCAAGAUAUCUCACUAUUUUUGACUUUUCUGAGCCUGUCAAGUCCUUCUUUUGACCCAUUUUGCCAAAGGAAAGGAAGUUGACUAAUAAUUAUGCACACCUGAUAUAGGGUGUUGAUGUCAUUAGACCACACCCCUUCUCAUUACAGAGAUGCACAUCACCUAAUAUGCUUAAUUGGUAGUAGGCUUUCGAGCCUAUACAGCUUGGAGUAAGACAACAUGCAUAAAGAGGAUGAUGUGGUCAAAAUACUCAUUUGCCUAAUAAUUCUGCACUCCCUGUACACCUACCUCUCAUGCUGGCUUUCAAGAAUUCUCGAGGGCUGCACCGUUCCUGUGGAACUUAGAAACAUAGAAACAUAGAAUGUGAUGGCAGAUAAGAACCAUUCGGCCCAUCUAGUCUGCCCAAUUUUCUAAAUACUUUCAUUAGUGCCUAGCCUUAUCUUAUAGUUAGGAUAGCCUUAUGCCUAUCCCACGCAUGCUUAAACUCCUUUACUGUGUUAACCUCUACCACUUCAGCUGGAAGGCUAUUCAAUGCAUCCACUACCCUCUCAGUAAAGUAAUACUUCCUGAUAUUUUUUUUAAACCUUUGUCCCUCUAAUUUAAGACUAUGUCCUCUUGUUGUGGUAGUUUUUCUUCUUUUAAAUAUAGUCUCCUCCUUUACUGUGUUGAUUCCCUUUAUAUAUUUAAAUGUUUCUAUCAUAUCCCCCCUGUCUCGUCUUUCCUCCAAGCUAUACAUGUUAAGAUCCUUUAACCUUUCCUGGUAAGUUUUAUCCCGCAAUCCAUGAACCAGUUUAGUAGCCCUUCUCUGAACCCUCUCUAAGGUAUCAAUAUCCUUCUGAAGAUACGGUCUCCAGUACUGUAUACAAUACUCCAAGUGAGGUCUCACCAGUGUUCUGUACAGUACUUCUACUGCUAAUACCUCUCCCUAUACAACCAAGCAUUCUGCUAGCAUUUCCUGCUGCUCUAUUACAUUGUCUGCCUACCUUUCCUCAAUUGUUGAGGUUAGGACUCUAUCAAAUAUUCUGUACUCUGCCCUUGGGUUUUUACGUCCAAGAUGCAUUAUCUUGCACUUAUCCACAUUAAAUGUCAGUUGCCACAAUUCUGACCAUUUUUCUAGUUUACCUAAAUCAUUUGCCAUUUGGCUUAUCCCUCCUGGAACAUCAACCCUGUUACAUAUCUUAGUAUCAUCAGCAAAAAGACAUACCUUACCAUCAAGACCUUCUGCAAUAUCACUAAUAAAAAUAUUAAAGAGAAUGGGUCCAAGUACAGAUCCCUGAGGUACCCCACUGGUGACAAGUCCAAGCUUCGAAUAUAUUCCAUUAACUACAACCCUCUGUUGCCUGUCACUCAGCCACUGCCUUACCCAUUCAACAAUAUUGGAAUCCAAACUUAAAGAUUGCAGUUUAUUGAUAAGCCUUCUAUGUGCAACAGUGUCAAAAGCCUUACUGAAAUCUAGGUAAGCAAUGUCUACUGCACCACCCUGCUCUAUAAUUUUAGUUACCCAAUCAAAAAAAUCAAUAAGAUUAGUUUGGCAUGAUCUCCCUGAAGUAAACCCAUGUUGUCUCUGAUCUUGAAAUCCAUGUGUUUUUAGAUGUUCAACAAUCCUAUCCUUUAACAUGGUUUCCAUCACUUUCCCCACUACUGAAGUAAGGCUUACUGGCCUAUAGUUGCCCGACUCCUCCCUAUUACCUUUCUUGUAAAUGGGCACAACAUUCGCUAACUUCCAAUCUUCUGGGACUACUCCUGUUAACAAUGAUUGGUUAAAUAAAUCUGUUAAUGGUUUUGCUAGUACACCACUAAGCUAUUUUAAUAGCUUUGGGUGUAUUCCAUCAGGUCCCAUUGACUUAUUUGUCUUUACUUUUGACAGUUGAAAUAGAACCUCUUCCUCUGUAAACUCACGUGUAAUAAAUGACUCAUUUAUCCUUUUUUCUCAACUGAGGUCCUUUUCCUUCAUUUUCAUCUGUAAAUACAGAACAAAAAUAUUCAUUGAAGCAGUCAGCUAGACCUUUUUCCUCUUCUACAUACCUUCCUUCUUUUGUUUUUAAUCUAACUAAUCCUUGUUUUACUUUUCUUUUCUCAUUUAUGUAUCUUAAAAAUGUUUUGUCCUCCUUUUUUACUGACUGUGCUAUUUUCUCUUCUGUCUGUGAUUUGGAAGCUCUUAUAACUUGCUUAGCUUCUUUCUGCCUAAUCUUAUAGAUCAUUUUGUCUUCCUCACUCUGGGUUUUUUUAUAAUUCCUAAAUGCUAACUUUUUGUUUUUAACUAUUUUGGCCACAUCUGUGGAGUACCACAGUGGUUUCUUGAAUUUUUUUGCUUUUACUGACAAGCCUAAUGCAAUUUUCUGUUGCCUUCAAUAGUGCAACUUUUAAAUAAUCCUAUUUCUCUUGGACUCCAUUUAAAUUGCUCCAGUCUGAUAAUGACUCCUCUACCCAUAUUCUAAUUUUAGAAAAGUCUGUUUUUCUAAAGUCUAAAACUUUUGUUUUUGUGUGGUGUGACUCAGUCACUGUUCUUAUAUUAAACCACACUGACUGAUGAUCACUGGAUCCUAAACUUUCACCUCCAGUAAUAUCUGAUACCAAAUCUGCAUUUGUUAACACUAAAUCUAGUAUGACCUCUUUACGAGUUGGCUCUUCAACAACUUGUUUUAGAGACAAUCCCAGUAGUGAGUUUAGAAUAUGCGUGCUCCUGGCACACGUAGCUAAUUUUGUUUUCCAAUUUACAUCAGGAAGAUUAAAGUCACCCAUGAUGAUAACUUCCUCCUUCAUUGUCAUUUUAGCUAUUUCCUCAACUAGUAGAUUAUCUAACUCUUCUAUUUGUCCUGGGGGCCUAUAAAUCACACCUACUCGAGUUACUGUGUGAUUACCAAAUUCUAACGUAACCCAAACGGACUCUAUGUUUGUCUCACUAACUUUUAUUAGGCUAGAUUUUAUGCUAUCCUUUACAUACAGGGCCACCCCUCCCCCUUCUUGCCUUCCCUGUCUUUUAUAUAUAAAGAGUACCCUGGUAUUGCUAUGUCCCAGUCAUUUUUCUCGUUAUACCAUGUCUCAGUAACAGCGACUAAAUCUACACUAUCAGUUGCCAUUAUUGCCACAAGUUCAUUGAUCUUUUUCCCUAAACUGCGAGCAUUUUGUGGACAUGAUUCUAAGCUUAUCAUUUUUUAACACACUUGCUACAGGCACCUUCUGUCCUUGUUUUGGGGGACAAUUGGAUUGAUGUUUUAUCACCCUUUUACCUCCCCUCCCCCUCCUAGUUUAAAUACAUCCUAGCAAAACCUCUGAACUGCUCACUGAGAACAUUUGUUCACUUUUGAGAAACCAUCUUUUUUGUACAGCUUAUUUCCAUUCCAAACAGAGCUACCAUGAGAAAUAAAGCCAAAUCCUUGCUCCCGACACCAUUCACCAAGCCACAAAUUAAAGUCCCUAAUACGCAUCCGCCUGUCAUUCUGAAUGUUAUGCACAGGCAGAACUUCAGAGAAUGACAGUGUGGAAGCAACCUGCUGUAUAUCAUUGGCAAAAAUACUAAAAACUUCCUUAACCUCUGAAACCUCAUUGCAAGCCAUGUCAUUUAUCCCUAGAUGGACAAGUACAUCCAAUUCCCCUUCCUGCUUUGCUUGUUUAACAAUAUUACAGAUAUGUCUCCUGUCUCUGUGAGCAGUAGCUCCGGGAAGACACCUCACAAGACCACCAUUGUCCAUCUCCACACCUCUUAUGAUCGAAUACCCCAACAACAACUGCUUUCUAUUAGGCCUCACCAUAGUCUCCAAGCCGGUCUCCACAACACCACUAGCCUCAGUGCCUCUCUCCACAAAACCACUAGCCUCAGUGCCUCUCUCCACAACACCACUAGCCUCAGUGCCUCUCUCCACAACACCAUUACACUCUGAAAGUGCAGAAAAUGAAUUAUGUAGAGCAACAGACUGUGCAAAAUGCCUUUUAUCCACGACUCUAAGUCUACCAGAUCCUACAGUAAUCCAUCUGCCAUUCCUAGUAUGUCUCUGCGGCAGUGGCUUUGCAGCAGUUCAAGUCUGAGUUUGUUCACCAGAUAAUUUACAAAUCUCAGACUUCAAAAAUACUAUCUCCUGCCGCAAGAUAGAGAACUGUCUACAGAUUAGACAUCAACCAAAUCUCCAAAAAGUAGAAUGUGAAACAAAUGCAUAGCAACUAUUACACUGAACUAAGUCUGCCAUUCCAAUGAGGAAAAUAAUUUAACUCACACUCCCUUCCCUUCUCCGUUAGACGCUCACCUAGUCUCCACUCCUUCAAAAAAUAAUUGAAAACUCACUUCUUGAGGAAAGAAUAUCAAUUAAACUGUUAAUAGCUUUGCCUCACACAACCAGAUUUCUGUCCUGCAACUGUCAUAACUAUUUAUAUAUAUAUAUAUAUAAAUAUAACACUAAGCCCUCAGUGAAUACUAUCCUAGCAACCUACUUUUCUAACUUACCUUUUGUGUCACUUUACCGCACUCCUUCUAGCAUGUAAGCUCAUUGAGCAGGGUCCACAACCCCUCUGUUCCUGUGCGUCAAACUUGUCUGGUUACAAAUACGUGUCUAUUAGUCCACCCAUUGAACAGCGCUACGAAAUUUGUGGGCACUUUAUAAAUAAUAAAAUAAUAAUAAUCCGUAGUCUGAGUGGAAUAUAUGGAGGUGUCGGAUCUAGCUAUUAUCUAAGGCACUUAUUGGAGCCCUUUGAGUGGCACAAGAGCUAAUAUCAUGGAGAGCUUGUCAGCGGCGAAUUAAAUCUCAUGACAGGGCUCGUAAGGAAUGAGAUUUAACUUGAUGGUUUAGCACAGCUUUAUUUCAUCAGUCACUUUUAUUCGAGCAGAGCCUUUCCUAUAUAUAGCAUGCUUUAAAGAAUCACCGAAGGUGGUUGGUUCCUAAUUUCAGCAUACAGGUAGCGGACAUUUACAGCUGGGGACAAUACGACUUCUUUUUGUUUGGAUUACAUGCUUAAAAAUACGUUCUAUGGUUUCUUCUUUGGGUGCUCUGUUUGUGCUGCUGUUUCAAGCUUACUGACUCCCAGGAGCUGCCGCUAUGCUCAUGUGAUUGUUGCCCCUUUUUGUAUAUGUGGCUGUUUUGCCGCUUUAUUAAUUGCUGCUCUGCAGUACGUGUAUUUUAAUUUUAUUUUAAUCUGUGUUGGUGUUAAUAUGUUUUUAUAUUUUGCAUUGAAUAAAAUAGUGUAAGAGAAUCGGUUUAUACCCAUGACUGCUGCGAUGCACCCUGACUAUCUGGAAAUACAUGCCAAGUAAACUUUCUAUGGGUGCCAGUAUUCACGGGACAGCAGCUUUCAUUUCAUUUUAUAGAAUGAGGACCUAGUUUCAUAUUCUUAUUAAAAAACGUCGUAAACAUUCCUUAUACACUUUUAUUGUAUUCCGUUUCAGAUUCUUUCUAAGUUUGAAUAAUACUUGCCUGUAGCCUGGACCCUCUUGCAGGAAAAGGGAUGAAAAUUGUGUUCAUGAUUUUUGUAUUUUUUUGACAGUUAUGCUUUUCCCGUCUUUUUCUUAAAUUAAGCCCAUGUGUUUGUUUGUUAUAUUAGGAAAGAAAAGUCUUUAAACAGCAGUUUCCUCUGCUCAAGCAGAAAUUCACUCCCUCCCUCUCCGUCAUUAAAAAUCCCUUUCAGCGUGAUGCUGUUUUAGUCAGCAAAUAUAUGUGGCUUCAAAACUGGCUUUGCAGGACAGUUAAAGGGACACGCCGUGCAACAAAUGUGCAAGGAUGAAUCUACAUAAGUAUAAAUCAACUUGAUUUCAUCACAUGGUACCUGAUGUAUAUUUGUUUUUCUCAAGAUAGCAAAAUAAAUAAAAAAUAUAUAAAAUUCUCAACAAACAAAAUUACUUGUUCAAUUUUAGCAUCCACUCUUGGGAGAUAGAUUCAUAGCUUCCUGAGUUUGGCAAGAAAGUCCUGACUUUGAACUCUUGUUUUCCCGUCAUGGAUAUGCAUUCAAGCGAACCACUUCUAGGUACACCAGAAACAUGUCCUGUUUUAUUCCAAUGGAGAUACUGACAAAACCUGGACUGUUGGUGGUCCAUGAGGACUGGGUUGGGGAACACUGCUUUAGAGAGCAGCGAAAGUGCAUAAUUAAACACAUUUUUACUGCUCUCACUUGGGAUAUGUACCAAAUUAUUAUUUUAUUAUUAUUAAUUUAUUAUUUAUAUAGCACCAGCAAAUUCCGUAGCGCUGCACAUAUAACAGCAUGUCAGCAGGAGUCAAGUGUUGGGGAACUUUGGGUGACUCCACAGACUGGUGCACUCCUGUUUGGGUGACGUGAAUCCUUAAUGACGCAAUAAUGCAAAGUGCUUAUGGUACUUAGACUGAACAUUAAGUGAGUAAUCCUAAUAGGAUAAAAUCCCAGGAAGUCACUGUUCAAGUCAGUAAAAUGUAUAAUUGACAAAAACUAAAAUAUAAGCUUGCAAUUUAUUACGAAAAAUGUCCACAGCUUGCUCUCUCUGUAUUGAAAGUGCUAACGUAACUUUGAGAGGCGAAAGUAUUUAAGAAUAUUUAAGUAUGUAUCUAAAUUUUGUUGGAAUAGUAUUGUGCGGUUAUUGAAAACACUAUAAAUAUGAGGAAUUGGAGAAGCAAGAGAUUUAAUGAAGUGUGUAUCUUCUGGGAAUGCCUACGUCUUGCAAACUAGGGGGACAUAUUAUUCCAUGCACACUGGGUAACCCAGAGCGCAACAUAGAAGCUGGCAAUAGUUUAUCGCCCGAAGCCCUGAUAUGACCUUCCCACUGGUGCAGCCUUUCUGGCUGAUUUAGCUUUCUGAUAAAAAAAAAACGCCUGUUCUCUCUGCCAUUUUAUGAAGCUGUGCUGUGUAUGUGAUUCAUGGGCACAGCUGGAGAGCUCAGACUAUCCACAGGGCUGAACAUUUUACUGGAAGAAACUGCAUGCAAAUUAAAUGCUUGUGUAAGUUCUCAACCUUUAUUUAUUUAUUUGUUUGUUUUUCUUUCGCCUGUACAAGUGGCUUGUUUACCACAGAUGUGCGAUGUUUGGAAAUGUUAAAUGGAUUAGGUUUAAGGGGUUCUAAUUACAGAACGGUUGAGUUCUAACAGUUAAUUCUUUUGUAGAAAAUCAUUUCAAGGUGAUGUUAAAAAUUUUUUUUUUUUAAAUGCUUUGGUAUAGAAAAAAUGAAGCUAACUUUUAUAUGUUUUCUAAUAAAGCUUAGAUGUAUACUUUUGUUUCAUAGAUUAAAAAAAUGUCAAAAAAGAAUACUUUGCUAUAGAAAAAAGUUAACUUUUAUAUGUUUUCUAAUAAAGCUUAGAUGUAUACUGUUAUCUAAUAGAUUAAAAAAAUAAAAAAUACAGCAUAAUACUUUUAUAUCUUUUCUAAUAAAGCUUAGAUAUAUACUGUUGUUUAAUAUGUUAUCAGUAAUCAUUAGUAAUGUAAUGCCAACAUUAUACAGAGCUUUUACUACUAAUGAUUCAUCAAAGUAAUCAUAGACUGUUGUCUGACUCCAUUCUGUGCUGUGUGCGUAAAUACAAAUUAUGAAUGAGAUUGAUUCUUCUCUUUAAAUACUGAUUAUCACAUACAGCGUUCCAUCUAAGAACAUUUUAUGGGGAGUCCAACUCCGGAAAUAUUAUAAAAAGAAUCUUUAGAACACACUGUAGCUUGCAAUAGAGGUAAAUGCAUGAGUUUGUGUUAUAGGUUCAUUUUGUAAAUGUUUUACUGCUUAACUGCUCACAAAACGUGCUUAGUGCGAACUAUUUUCAAAUAUUUACCAACAAAGGAAAAUCGCAACUGAGAUGAAGGUGAUAAUUAGGUAUUCACUAAACAGUGAACUAAAAACAGAAUGCUAAAUGCAGGCCAAAAAACCCCCAAAACAAAUCCUGAUUUGGAAAAAUUCUCCAAGUACGCUAUAAUCACAAUAUUUUACAAUCCUGUGUUUUUUAAAUCACUGUAACUCUAUGUUUAGUAAAUAGACCCCAUUGCAUGUUAAUAAGCCUGACAUACCAUUGGUUCACAAGGUGUUGAACUUUGCAUUGUCAAUCAGUCAGCAGGAUUUGUGUGUAUGUGUAUACAUCAGCAAAUGUACAUGCUUUCUCCUGGUGAUCCCUAGUGGGACCUCAGACAGUUGUCUGAUGUAACUGUAGACAAGCGGUUAUGUCCGAGUAAAGCUUUUUAAUUUAUUGUGUACAUGUUCAUGUAAUAUAAUUUAGUGACAUUUUAAUUUUGUUUCCAAUCAAAGUGACAUUAAAGAGACACUAUAGUUACCAGAACCACUACAGCUACGGCUAGUAACACCUCUAGUGGCAGUCACUCAGACAGCCACCAGAGGUGCUUCCUGUAUCAGUGCUACACAGUGUGCAGCACCUGCGUUCAGCGUCUCCAUGCUUUGAAAGGACGCGCUAAACGUUAUCCAUAGUGAUGCCCUGUUUAAUGCAUCUCUAUGAUGAGAUACGAUAAAGAAUUGGAUUGGCUGAGAUCAUCAGCAAUGUAUGCGGGACAAGCUGUGGCAAGAUCGGCACGACGUGGGAGUAAGGUGAGUAAAAUUCAAUUUUAUCUCUGGAGAGAGAGAGGGCAGAGACCUAAUGCUACAUUCUAGCAAUAUAGUGUCAGGAACAUGUUUGUAUUCCCAGCACUGUAGUUUUUUUUAAGCUUUAACUUUAACUUUUAAUUAUUUGAUUGAAGCAGAGAUAAACACUCAUUGAGGCUUGAGUGCUCUUUGGCAAGGUUGUGAUUUUGCAGACAUAUAUUGUUGUUUAUUCAUUAAACAUUGCAUUGUAAUGAAUUAAAAAUGGAAUUGCAACAUUUAGGCUAAAAAAGCCAGUAACUGAGUUUGGUUUUCAAAUCACUACAAUUCAGUGUAUGGUGAAUACACCUCAUUUUUAUUAUACACAUUGGCCAAAUCGCUCUGUUCGAUGGGUCUGUAGAGAGCAUGUAUGUGUGUGUCAGUGAGCAUGUCUGCAGUAAGGAUGUAUGUGUUGGUCAGUGAGCAUGUCUUUAGUAAGUAUGUAUGUGUGUCAGUGAGCACGUCUGUAGUGAGCAUGUAUGUGUGUGUCAGUGAGCAUGCCUGUAGUGAGCAUGUAUGUGUGUGUCAGUGAGCAUGUCUGUAGUAAGCAUGUAUGUGUGUUUCAGUGAGCAUGUCUGUAGUAAGCAUGUAUGUGUGUGUCAUUGAGCACGUCUGUAAUAAGCAUGUAUGUGUGUGUCAGUAAGCACAUCUGUAGUAAGCAUGUAUGUGUGUGUCAAUGAGCAUGUCUGUAGUAAGCAUGUUUUUGUCAGUGAGCUUGUAAUGAGCAUGCGUGUGUCAGUGAGCUUGUCUGUAGUGAGCAUGUGUGUGUCAGUGAGCUUGUCUGUAGUGAGCAUGUGUGUGUCAGUGAGCUUCUCUGUAGUGAGCAUUUUUGUGUGUGUGUGUGUGUGUGUCAAGGAGUUUGUUUGUACUAAGUUUGUGUGUACCUGUAAGCUUGUCUGUAUUUGUCGAUUAUCUUUUGUGUGUCAGUGAGAUUGUCUGUCUGUGAGCCUGUGUACCAGUGAACUUUAUGCUUGUGUCAAUGAGAUUGUCUGUGCCUGCAUGUGAGUAUGCUUACUUUUUACUAAUAUUUAUAAUUAAAAAAGGAACAUACCAAUGACAAAAGUAUAUAUUUAUAUAUCCUUUAGUGAGAAUGUUAAAUAUUUGUUUUUAACAUUUAAAAUAUGGCUACUUCUUGCUACCCCGAUUGAGUAAUUCUAAUUCAUAAACAUAGACUUUUAAUAUAUAUAUAUAUAUAUAUAUAUAUAUAUGUGUGUAUAUAUAUAUAUAUAUAUAUAUACACACACACACACACACACACACACACACACACACAAACACUACCGUGGCACAGUGACUUAGUGGGCUGGCAAAUUUUUUUUUUCCAGGGCUGCUUUGCAUUCCCAUUCCAGCCCUGGCUCUACAUGGAGAUGCUGAAUGCUAUCCACAGAGAUGUAUUGAAUCAUUGCAUCUGUAUGAAGAGAUGCUAAUUGUCACACCGGCACAUUAGUUAAUUGAGGCUUGCAGUGUGUAUAAUACAAUGAUAUUUUCUAGCAUUAUAUAACUGACAAGUCUCCCACUGCUUUCCCUAUGGGGAAGCAUUGGCUGACAUCAUCAAGAGUGACAGAAUAGUGCAAAUAUGAAGGUGUUUCAUUCAGGAGAACAAAAUUAUAUACAACGUUCCAGCGACAAGCCUUAAUCAUGUAGGCUUGACGCUGAAACGUUGUAUAUAAUUUUGUUCUCCUGAUCCUGAAUAAAACUCCUUCCUGUUUGCACUAUUCUGUGAACCAUUUGUAAUUGAUUUUAAAUACUUCUAAAGGACUGUGGAUCCCUCUCAUGGUGCUGCAGGUGUGAUUGCGGACUCUAUUGGGUUUCCUGAAUGCAACACUACCUUUGAAAUUGGAUCAUCAAGAUUAAAUGGAGACUGGUCAUCCAAGCACUAUAGUGUCACAGAGACGUUUCCUAUUCCUAAUGUGUUCCUUUAAAUUAAACAUAAGGCCUCAGACUUGCAAUUGUUUCUUAGCUUUUUAUUUAAAGGUGUGCAUAAUACAUUCUAAGGUAUGGUCUGAAAAUCAUGAAAUUUAACUGCACUGGGUUAGCACUAGACAACUUAAUUGGUAAUGUAUGACUUGUCAAUUUGAUAUUUUGUAAGUAAAGAUUAGUGGGAAAUGAAAGAAAAAUACAUUUAGUUUGAUGAAUAUAAAUAAUUAUCCAUUGUGACUAUAUUCUUGCUAGCUUUCUACAAAUAACAAGACUUUAAAGGUGCACUAUAGGCACCAAAACAACUUUAGCUUAAUUAAGCAGUUGUGGUGUAUAGAUCAUGCCCUUGCAGUCUCACUACUAAAUCCUCUGCCAUUUAGGAGUUAAAUCACUUUGUUGAUACAGCCCUAGUCACACCUCCCUGCACAGCCUUCCUAAACACUUCCUGUAAAGAGACAUCUAAUGUUUACACUUCCCUUAUUACAAAUUAUGUUUAUUUUAGAAUUUCUUAUUUCCUGCCCUCUUUAAAGCUUGCUAGACCGUACAUGAGCGCCCCGUAUGUAAUUAAAGUUCAAUUUACAGAGCUGGAGAUAACACACUUUUAAAGUAAGUUACAUUGGAUUGAAAAUGAACAUGUUUUUUUACAUUUAGACAGUGUCAGUCACAGCCAGAGAUGACUAAGGCUGCAUAAACAGAAACUAAAGUGCUUGAACUCCUAAAUGGCAGUGAUACUUCAGAAGCAUGAGCUAUACACAAAAACCUCUUCAUUAAGCUAGAGUUGUUUUGGUGACUAUAGUGUCCCUUUAAAUAAAAACAAUUGUCGUCUUGCAUUUUUGUGUACUUUCUAGGGAGCUAUAUGAAUGUACUAUACGUCAUCCAUGGAUCCAAAAAUGAUAACAGUCAUUCUCCUAAUAAUGUCUGUCUCCUGUAUUGAAACUAUUAUUCAUUGUUUGUGGAAAGUGGGUCUCUAUUCUAAAGCAACUGAAAAUUUAAUUCUGUAACCAAGGUACUGCACUCGUUUCUGUAGAAAUCGGGAUAGGUAUUACCACUGUGAAGAAUGAAAACUAGUACAUUAUCAAUUACCUUUGAGGAAUUUGAUAUUUUUUUUCCACUUGAAAUGUUUUUCAUUUGUUUUACAGAAUGCAAAAAUACAGUAGAAUACGUCAGCAACAUACAUAUAGGCGUUUUGACAAAAUUUGUACACAACAUAUUUAGCAUACAAUAUGGCAUUGACAUACAAAAACAUAGCAGUGUUGCUCAAGGUUAUGUUAUGACAGUCUAUAGUCUGUAGCCAACAUUAUAUUAAGAAAGUUGUAUAGUAUUUUAACUAAAAUAAUGAUAAGAAGAACUUUAAAGAUACAGGAAUUAUCAGCUAUGCUCUAUAGGAGUAGUAUCAGCAUAUCUAUCCAUUUUUCUUUUUUGGAUUAGGGUAUGUCAGUGACUGACUGCCAUCAGGGGCUACCACAUUUUUUAGAAGGUCUGCGUGGUAUGGUUCCAUAUAUGCGACAUUUCUUUCUAUAUUCGGGUCUCCGAGAGUAGGGAAGUCACCUUUCCCAUUGUAGGUAUCUGUGGAGGAUUUCAAUAGGUGACCAGUGAUUUUUUUAGUAGAUAGUCAUUUGUGAUACAAUGUGUGAUGGAUGGAUCUGGACAUACUGGUGGGAUAAAUUUAGUAUAGCAGUGCCAUAUGAUGGCUUUGGGUUUUGCGAUAACCUACUAUGUUGGAAGCCAGCUAAAAAGCCUCCUCCUACAAAGGACGAAUUAGCACGCAAUCCCACCAAUGUGGAUAUAUGUGCCCCUCUUUCCACAAUUUUGCCAACAUGCCCCCAUUCCCCCUCCUGCAUGUGCUGCAAUCUGACCGGGACCAUAGAACAAAUAAAUAAUUUGUAUAGAAAUUCAUGCUCCGAAGUGUUAAUUUUAGUAAUGUAAAAGAGGAACAUCACUCCUCCUCAGAUAUGUCACAAUUUAAAUCUCUGUCCCAUUUUUGUUUAAAGGAACAGUCUCCUGGAUGGUGGAAAGCCACCUUCUAAUAUGUUGAGAUGCUUUUUUUGCAUAGAUAUGUUUGAAUCUUAAAUGCAUCAAUGGUGCUAAUUGUGGGUUAGUGGCAAUUAGCUGGGCAUUGGUUGAGGAAGCUUCUGAUUUGUAAAUAUUGAAAGAAUUCUCUGUUCAGGAGACCUCUUUUUUCUUUUAGAUUUUGAAAGGUAUCUAUGGAAUUAUGUGUGCACAGAUCAUUCUUUGUAUUAAGACCACAUUCCCUCCAGGAUGUUAGAGAGAGGUGUGGAACAAGUCUCUCAAAGUGCUCCAUUGAAAUGAAGCCUGGUAGGUAGGUCAACGGUUGAUGCCAUUUCCUCCCAUAUCAUGUGUGAGUCUACAGGUUGGUAGAAUAUCUUUUAAUUGUGGUCUUUUAUCUCUGUGUGUCAGGAAGAUUAAUUGUAGCCUCCAUGGAUUAACCAUUGAGACCGCCAUGUCCACCCUGUGAAGCUGUUUUCAUGGAGGAAACAGCAGCAUGAUCUGGGAGAGCAGUGCUGCUUGAUAAUAUGCAGGGUACCACCAAGCCCCCUUCAGUCUUAGGGUGGUAUAAAGUAUUCUUUGAGACCCUCCUUACGUGAUUAGCUGCUAUAAAGUGGACAUUAAGUGUGAAUCAUGGAUCCGAAAGGGUCUGAAAGACGUAGAGGAGUAUAGAUAAUAUAUUCAUCUUGAUGGUCACAGUUUUUCCCAGCCAAGAUAGAUUUCAUCUAUGCCAUGUAAAAAGACAACUCCUUAUUUUUUUCGACAUGUUGAAUGUUUUUUUGUAUGUGUAUACCUAGAAAAUAUAAUAAGUUCUCCAGUCACUUUUUCAGAUAUUGUGAUUUAGAAAUUUUAAUUUUAUGAUCUAAUAUCAAACUAAAUUCAGAGAGAGUGGCUUGCAGAUUGGGGAGGGACAUUAAUGGUUUUAUUAAUGAGAGCACACUAUUGUCUGCAAACAUAUCUGGGGCUGGUAUAUAAGGUUUGUAUGGCAGAAAUCUACAUGGAGGGUUAACCAAAACAUUUUAGGAGCAAUUGGAUAUUUUGAACCCAUGAUCUGUAUUUAGCUAGAGAACAAUGGAAUCCUUUAUGUGAAUUGUUUUAAUUUGUAAUACUGAUCUAAAAUCUCAUGUCGAUCCUUACAUAAGAGUCAACAGCCAUACUUCUGAUCUUAUGGCAUAAAUCCAAUUAUUAUUUUUCCAGUAGAAUUGAUGGAUCUGUCAUUGUAGUUUACUAACUUAAUUAGUGAUCAGCUCAAUAGUCCACUCUACCAUGUGCUACCACAAAUUUAUAUUGACACAUAAAAAAUGAUUCAUUCUACUUGCCUUGAUAAUCUAUACUGUGCUGGUGACUAUACACCAUGGGUCUGGGUCUUAGGUCCUUUUAGUGUGGUAAAUCUGUUUUCUAUGUGUCAAUGCUGUGCACAUUUUAUUUAUUUUGUUUAGGCUACAAUCAUGCUUAUUUGUCUGGGUUAAGUAGCCUCUGAGAUAUGUCCUUGCUUUUAUAAUCCCUGCAUGGAUCAAACGUCUCUACAUCUGCAAUUUAACAAUUGCUAGCUACACAUGGUACUUAAAAGCAAUUUAUCUUUUUGGAAGGCACUUACUGAAGUUGGUUAAAUAAAGGUCCUGUAUUUCAACUAAUUAUAAUUAUGUGAUAAAAUUAUAACUAUUUGAUGUAAUUAUGUAGUACAGCCCCCUUCAUUCUGACACACCAUGUGCUUGAGUCUUUAAUGGUCCAGACACAGGGAAAGACCCAGUUAGAUCCAAUUAGCAGGUCCUGCUGCACACACCACAUAUACUGCUCCUUAACAAACAGAGAUUCUACACCAGGGGUGGGCAACCCUCAGCACUCCAGAUGUUGUGAACUACAACUCAUGUGAUGUAUUAUGGCUGUAAGAUCAUUAUGGCAGAUGUUGUCCACAACAUCUGAAGUGCAGAAGGUUGUCUAUUCAUGUUCUGUACAAUUAUAUCCUCAACUGUGCUGUAAAAGAACAAUGAAGAGAGUGUGUGUGUGUCACUGAGUGUGUGUGUCUGUCUGUCAGUGAGUGUGUGUGUGUGUGUAUGUGUGUGCAUAUGUGCAGAUGGUCCUGCUAACUUCAUGCGCUUCCUAUUCCAUUUCCUCGUGACUUAAUGCAGUGAUGGGAAGUUAAAAUCGUAAUCCCUCAAUAUUGUGGGGAUCAAGGCACAGUCAAGGCUCACUCCUCAUUAAAGACACUAGUAUGUAAGUGAUGGCUAGCUUUGACACCCCAGAUGUCUGUAAGCUACAUCUACAAUGAUGCUCAUCUAUCUAUUGAUAUAGAGAGCAUGCUGGGAAAUGUAGUUAUCCAUCAUAUACAGUGCCACGUUUAGCCAUUUAACUACUAUACUGUUUUCUUUUUAUUAUCCAUCCCCAUUAUAAAGGGAGCAUUAAAUUAUGCUUGCCAAUUCCCAGCUUUGUUUACUAUUCUCGAUAGUCAUUUGUCUCUCCGUAUUCAGCAAUUUUGGCUUGGUCUUGACUUUCCCACUUCAUUUGUCAUCAUCUGCUCCAACAAAAAACAACACGCUAAUAAUGCUUAGAAACACAUUAAUAACGUUUGGUUCUGAUGCUACGAGGCACUGCUUUCUAAUUUAUGACAUGACAGUCUCGGGAUAUUGACCAUAAUAAACUGUAUCUGCUUCGUGCUAGAAUUUUGGAUUUGCAGGCAUUGCGUUGUCCAUCUGUAUCCCCCGCUGUGUUUUCAUAAUAACCGGGAUCAACAUCCACAUUGCUUAAGCAAAAUUAAGGCUGCAUUAAUGUUAAGGGAACUAGUAGAUCAACCUAUUUAGCCAGUCUAGUGUGUAAUUAGACUUUGAUUAUAAUUUUCCUGCAACUAUUCUCCUUAUAAGUUUAAGCAAAGGAAAUCAAUUUUACUAUUUCCAAUUAAAUAGCCCUGUGCUGUCUGCUCAUUUAGAUUGAUCUCUGGUAGGAAAGGAAAAGGCACAGAAUCAUUAGUUUGAAAAACUCUGUUUAAAGUUGGGGGGCAGUGGGGGGGGGCAAUGGAAAAUUUUACAGUUUUACUUUAUUAUUUCUACAUUUUAUCUUGCUGUUGAUCAUCGGUAGUUUGUUUUCCUUUCUUUAUUUUUUCAUUACAAUAUCUAACAUGUCUUAUUUUAAAUUUAUUGUUGUGUAAAUGCGGACUGUUUAGUUUAUUGCUUUCCUUUCUCUAAAGAUUAUUUAAGAACUUUAAUCGACCUCUGAUGCUUAAAAGAGAAAAAUCUGCCCUAGAAAUGAAUUUUUAGUAUGAUUGCUGCAGCAAUUUUUCAUAUCACAGAAGUUAGAAGGAAACGGGACAAUGGACAAGUGAAAUCCUUAAAUCAGAAUUCCUUGCUAGUAGUCCAGGCUGCCGUGGUGCUUGGAGUGUCCCUUUAAUUUCAAUGACGAUUACAUAUCUCUUUAAAAAGCAAUUUGGGAAUAUAUUUUAUUUAUGGCUUUAUCACUUGUGCUAACACUUGUACUAAAAAUUCCCAGGUGUGUUUUCACCUUGUCACUUCAAAUUAUAGUACAGCUGCUACAUCGUUCCUUGUCUCAGCAUUUUAAAUGUCGAAUGCCACUUUGGUGAUUUUAAUUAAACAGCUUUAAAACCAAAGUCUGAAUCUAGUUAUGUUUCUGGACAUGCUUCCUGCAAUAUAGGACAAUUGAACUUUUUUAUUUUUGGUGGCCUCACCACUGGACUUCCCUAAUUAGAGAAGAUGCUGUUCUGUCCUAGAAGAAAUUUGGAUUGUAAUGUCCAGGGAGGUUCAGUGCACUAAUUCGUCCAUCCUCUUUCAGGAGAUAAUGCUAAAUACAUAAAGAUAUUAUAUGUAUAUAUGUAUAUCUUAAAUGGUAGAAUGGAAGUUUUAAUAUUUAUUGGGUAUAUUCAAAAGGAGAUUUACAUCUUUAGUGCCAGUAGGCACAAAAUAUUCAGCUUGCGCCUCCCCCCCCCCCAAAAAAGUAAUUUGUUGUAGAGAUAAUGUAAAUAUUGUGGGUAUAUAUGAUUGCUCUGUGUGUUAUUUUUGUAGAGAACAUUCACUGGAAGCUGUCCUUCAACUAGGACGUGACUGGAGCCAAAAUUAAAUAUGGACACACAAAAAUCCCCCAAAACGCUUGUAUUUUAAAAGCAGCUAUAUGUAUCAUAGUGCAAAGUGAAACUCUUCCUUACCCUAUUUUGUACAAAUAGCAGGAGGCGUAAAGUGUCCCUAUUGCAUGGCUCAACAGUUUUACUUGCCCUGUAUCCAUUGGCUGGUGUAACUUCAAACCAGGCCAGUAGGAAUUCACUCCUGGUGUUACUCACCAUUAAGCUUGUAAUGGUGAGUAACUUUUGGCCUGUCUUGUAGUUGUAGGACUUUACAUUUUGACCAGGAGUAUUGCUAGGUGUCGGAAUGACCUAGGUUGUGGCCCCAAAUGGGCUCCUGAAAAGUUUGGGAUCUGCUUUUGACAAUGUUUUCAGAUUUUAUUCUACUUUCCAUAUUACAAUGUUUUAUAUAGAGUGUUAAAUAACAGCAGAUGUUAAAAUAACCCCUUGUAGUGAUCAUCUACAAAUUAUUUAUGCGGUGUCAUUAUGGAAUAUAUUUAGGUUAUGUACUUAAGGAAUAUUUUAACAUACAGGUGAUACUCGAAAAAUUAGAAUAUCGUGAAAAAGUUCAUUUAUUUCAGUAAUGCAACGUAAAAGGGGAAACUAAUAUAUGAGAUAGACACAUUACAUGCAAUGAUUAUGGCUUACAGCUCAUGAAAACCCCAAAUCCACAAUCUCAGUAAAUUAGAAUAUUGUGAAAAGGUGCAAUAUUCUAGGCUCACAGUGUCCCAGUCUAAUCAGCUAAGUAAGCCAUAACACCUGCAACGGGUUUCUGAGCCUUUAAAUGGUCUCUCAGUCUGGUUCAGUAGGAAUCGCAAUCAUGGGGAAGACUGCUGACCUGACAGUUGUGCAGAAAACCAUCAUUGACAUCCUCCAUAAGGAGGGAAAGCCUCAAAAAGGUUAUUGCGAAGGAAGUUGGAUGUUCCCAAAGUGCUGUAUCAAAGCACAUUAAUAGAAAGUUAUGUGGAAGGGAAAAGUGUGGAAGAAAAAGGUGCAGCUAAUCAUCGCACUUAUGACAUAUCACGGCUUGAACUAUCUUGCUUUGCAUGUAAUGCGUCUAUCUCAUAUAUUAGUUUCCCCUUUUACGUUGCAUUACUGAAAUAAAUGAACUUUUUCACGAUAUUCUAAUUUUUCGAGUAUCACCUGUAUAAAAGUCAGAGUUUCAAUAGCAAACAAAUAUCGGGUGGAGGAAGCCAUAGAGCUUACCAUGGAUCAAGACCCCUAUUUUUUGCCACUUAGGACCGCAAUGUGAGGGACACUUAGCGUGCACACUUUUGGAGCUUAGUCACAAAUGUAAGUAUUAUGGAGAGCUGAGGGGGAAUUUCCAACUCCAAAACAGCUGAGCUGGAAAAUUUGCUGACCUGAAUUUGUUUUCCAUUAUUUUGGCCAAUUAACCCCAGUUCUGCAUUUUGCUAACAAAUGUUUUUUCCCCCCUUAAAUUUGACAAUUUUUAAUAAUAUUAUGCAAGCCGUCUUUGGAAACGUUCUUUGUAAACAGAUAAUGCUAAUUGGUUGCAUGGUUUUGAGAGAGACAAGUGUAUAUAAGAAAUGCUUUCACUGUGUGGGAUUAGAAAGAAUGCUCUCUAUACUGUUACUAGUAUCUAGGGAAGGAAGACUGUCAUACAUUAAUUACACAAUAAAAAUGCCAUGGAAACCUUUUUUUCCUCACUCCUAUUGAUCUCACAAAAUGUCCUUGCAGAGCAGAGUCAUUUUAUAGCCAAUUAACAUGGCACCAUUUUAUGAAAUAUGCAGCCGUGGCAAAUAAUUGGAUAUUUUCAGAACAAAACAGACUCAAAAAGAUUAAGAAAGCAGUUUGUGUUUAUAUACCUCAGCCUUCCAGGGAUUGUUGUCACCUCUGCUAACUUGUGCCCUCGAUUAAUUUAGAGUGAUAUCUCCAUUUUGGGAUUGAGAGAGAUUUUAGCUAAACCUCUGGUGGUGUCAGGAUUUCAUGUGAGGUGAUCCUUGAAUGCAUUUCCAUCUUUACCUGUAAGCUUGAGAAAGAUUUUCUAACUUAUAUCUUUACUUGUAACAAUGUGAAAGAUUUUGUUACCUGCUCCCGGAGCUGAAAGAAAGAUGGGGGGCUACAGGACAGACUCACAUCAAACAGCAAAGUCAAAUCAAAUUUUGGAAUUUAUUUACUAAACAGAAUUAACAACGGAUUUCCAACCUUUAGCUCAAAGAAAACAAAAAUUCUCCCACUCUCCUGUGUUUUAGGUCGACUAAAAUGUGCUAUUUUCUGCACAUUUUUUGAUUUAUUUAAUUUCACAAGUUCAUGUGAUUUAGUGAUCUGAAACCAGAAGGGAAGUCCGCUUGCACAUCCAUGUAUUUUUCUUUUUUUAUUUUUUACUAAAUUUAUAGUUUGUUGCCUUUUGCGAGUGUUUUGGACACAGUGACAGAAACAUCAUAAGCAGAUGAUGAACAGAGAAAAAAAAAACAUACAUCACAAAAUACAUAUAAUAGUAACAAGAACAGAACAUCUAAUUUAAGGUCCACUUAUCAACAAAGUCAAAAAUUCAGCACUUAUAAGAGGAUAUUUGGCAGAGUAGUAAUUAAUCUGGUGGCAGAAGGUAAGGGCUUUUGCACCAAUAGACACCAGUUCAAAUCCAGGAAAUAUCCAGGUAUUAUUAUACAUAAUUAAUUAGGUCCUUUAUUAAACAGACAGUCAUAAAAUUGAGUUGGUCCUACUGAUGUGAAUCUUGAGUACUGAAGAUUUAAAUCUUAAAAAUCAUAAAAAUCUAGCUUUCCUGCUGCUACUAAAUUAAGUGAGAUAGAGACAGGGUGGGGAUGGCUGUGACAAGGUGUGGGUAGGAAGGCUGUGAGAGGGUAGGGGGGCUGUGAGAAGGUAAAGGGGCUGUGAGAAGGUAGGGGCUGUGAGAGGAUAGGGGGCUGUGAGGUGUGUAGGGGGCUAGGUGGUGGGAAGAGGGUCUGUAAGUGAGUAGGGGGUCUGAAAGUGGGUGUCAUAUUCCGGCUCCCGGCAUCACACUGCGACGUGUGAGGGAGCUGAGCAGGGAGCGCUCACAAAUGCUUUGUGGGCAAACAAGUCCUGCAGGACCACUAACGGGAACAGCGUUCCGGCUGUGGAAAAAGUGCAGGAACGCCGUUCCAACGCGUUCCUACCCACACCUUGUCCAACGCGUUCCUGCAGGACUCGAGCCCUGCUGAUGAUCUUCCUAUGAUGUCACACUUAAUGUGUCCUAAUUUACUAUUUUUGCUUUGUAAAAUUAUUGGGAAAUGUAAUACAAAGAAAGGAAAAAAAAUGGCAGUUUUAAUAUGAGUUUAAAAACUCCAGCCUCAAUGCUUUGCAUUGCAUUGCUAACAUUACUGGUGCCUAGCAGUGAUUGACUUUACUGAAAAUAAAGUAUUGACCAGUGUUCAUCAGCAUAUUCUCUAAAAGUCAGAAAAGAUUCACUACCUGAUGUUAUUGGCUUACACAUUAAAGCAUUGUGGGUAAACCUUAAACCAGGGGUUGAUAACCUUUGACACUUCAAAUGUUGUGGACUGCAUCUCCCAUAAAACUCCUACAGCCCUAAUGCUGGCAAGGCAUCGAGGGAGAUGUAGUUCACAACAUCUUGAGUACUGAAGCUUGCCUCCCUCUGCCCUAAAUCCUGGACUAUUAAGGUCAUUGAUAACCAUCACUAUCAUGUACUUAUUUCGAGGUCAGCUGGUAAGAUGGCUCAGUUGGUUAAAGCACUGACUGUAGUAUCUCAAAUCUUAUUCCUCCAUUGUAAACUCAGUGUUUAAUCGUUUAUUCCUCUGAUGUCAAUAAAGCGAAUAACAUCUGUCAAAUGCAACAUCUGUUAGUCCUCUGCUGCUUUGGUUUAAAGUCUGAGGGUGUUUUGAGUGUCCUUCAGGGGAUAAUGUCCUAUGUAAGUAGGUAUUAUUCUUAGACCCCAUACACUGAAUGAUAAAGAGUUCCAUAUUUGCAUCUGUUGCCACUUAUUGCGUGUAUAAAGUGUGGUUCAAAAAUUGAGACAAUAAAAUGUAUUUUCCAUUUCCUUCAAAAUCUAUUUUCUGUUUGAGUAUAUUAGAGCUAGUGCUAUUUUUCUGUUUGGCAAUGGUUCUUUGUUCAGGUAAAAAUAAUGAGAAUGUCUGCAAAACAAUACGGCGAAAUAGAGUAAGUUUUGUAUCAUAAAAUAGUCUUAGUGCUUUUUUAUGUCACUCAUUCUCGAGUGACCUACUGUAAAGUAGUCAGAAAAGAUAGUGUGACCUACGACCUCUAAAGAAAUACAGCAUUUCAUGUCUAACCGGUCCGUAAUUUACUGGAAUGGACCUACAGUUUAAAAGCCAUUAUCAUGUCAGCCAGCUGUGUCCUCUCAUGGUCAAAUCCCACACAGUUCUAUUCAUUCACGUUGUAACACAGGAUAACAUUGUUUCUUAAUGGAGAAUUGUGUCUAAAUUCACAAUGUUUUGCAUUAUACUUGUUAUGCAACAUUUAAACAAAGAUAUAUGAAUCUUCAAACCCAAGGUUAUGACUCAAGGUUUAUAUAUUGCCAUUUCUUUCUAAAAAUGCAUUUGCUAUUAUCAUUAUUUUCUACAAGCAUUAAAAUUUUAUACUUCGAGGAGUUUAUUUACUUAGCAUUCACAUAUGGUGAUUUCGCAACCAGAUUGUGUGCAUUCAUAUAUACCAACUCUCCCGGAUCUGAUGGGACAGUCUAGCCCUCAUUCAACUGGGCUUGAUUUCUGGUAUACAUUUAUAAUAAAAGAAUGGAAAAGUCCAUUCUAAGUGCAGGGUGAGCAUGUCAUUAAAUAUUUUCUCUCUGCAAAAUUAACUGAGUUUUCCUACCAAAAGGAGAACAACCCUGAUUGUGGCUGGAAAUCAUGACUGCAGAUUAGGUAUCCAUGGAAGCUGACAUUUUCUUUUCUGGAGGGCCUGUUCCUAUCACAACACUAAUGUUGAGCAUCGCCUCACUGGCAUCCCUGCACUCCACCCCCCCUCCCCCUCCCCCCCCCCCACUGCCUCAUAUCCUUUGUAACCCACUUGCAUAUCUAACAGUGUUGGAAGGUAGGAAACUUAAAAAGACAAAAUAAGCCAAGUUUGAAUAAAGCAGGCAAGGAUAGAAUUCUAGCUCAUUUGAUUUGUUCUAAAUAAUACAUAAAGCUAUCCAGUAAUAAAAUUGCUAUAAUAGUAAUCUUUAUUUAUGUUUUCUGUAUACCUAAUGCAAUAACGAAAACUAAAAACAGGACCACUUAAUAAGAUACUAUGGUCAUACACCUGAUACAGGGUAACUUGUUGCCUUUAAAGCAUCCAGAACAGUUUAGUACAAUCCAUGGGUUUCAGGUGUAUAACUCCCGAGCUGUGCAUAGUGGAAUAAGGCAUUGUUCUGUAAGGAGAAUGACCUUGAACUCUGAACUCCAGGACUUCUUUUAAAGACUCAAUGACAUUUAGAUCUGAGGUUUUGGAAGAGUCGAUGGAACAUGUUUUUAUCAUGGUGUUAAUAAACACCAUGCUAAAGUUACUUAGGCUUAUUGAGAUUAUUAGCUUCUCGGAGCAGAGCUGGUCUAAGAUCCCACAAGGUCCUAGGCAGGUUACCAAUUUUAGGUCCCUCUUAUUCCAUUUUAGUAUUAUGGGGGGUAAAUCUGGACAAGUUUGUCAAAGUAGGUUCUUGGCUACUGACUAGUAACUUUUUCAUGUAUUUGAAUUUUAUAUAAGCAGUUUAUGUAAUGUCCUUGAAUACAGUUUUUACUGAUAACGGUGGUCAUAUUGGAUCUGAUACUGUUCCUUAUUCUUUAUUUAGUCUGUAUUUUUGGGCAAUGUGGAAACUAUUCUUUGAUAUCUCUGUAAGUCAGUAAUCUUCAAUUCAAAGAAGAAUGAAAACGGUUAUUCUUUGCUGAUGCAGUUUAUCUGUGUGGCAUACAUUGACAUUCUUUUUUGGAUAAAAAAAAGCAACAGUGUCUCUUCUACAAUUCCUUUAAUAAAGAAUCACUGUUGGAGUUAGAUGUGAGAGGGACCAUGUAUAUUACUUCUCUAAUGCUAAUCUGAGUUCCUGGCUGUGAGGCCAUGUGUACCCUCGUCCUGUAGCUCACCCUUAUUAGCUGUGUUUGCUAAUUAUUUUCUAAAAGCUCCCCUUUUCAGUUGAAUCCUUUCCUGGUCUUGAUGUAAUACACCUGCAAUUUAGGAACUGGCUUUUUUGCCUCUUUGAAACUCCGGUAAUUGUCUUGUAUUGCUUUGAAAACUCGUGAAGGUGCUACUAAUUGUCAGAACUCUAUAUUAUUAUUAUUAUCGCCAUUCAUAUAGCGCCAACAGAUUCCGUAGCGCUUUACAAUAUUAUGAGAGGGAAAUUUAACUAUAAAUAGGACAAUUACAAGAAAACUUACAGGAACGAUAGAUUGAAGAGGACCCUGCUCAAACGAGCAUACAGUAUAUAGGAUAGCUGACACAUGUUAAUAAUCAGCAAGCAACCUAAUAUGAUUCACCUUAGCAGAUGCAUUUGUAAUUACCUCAAAGUUCCUUUUCCAUGUCAUGUUUCCAUUCUGUACGUCAUUUUAUUAAUCUGACAUUAGAGUGCUUUCUUAGUUAAACAAAAACACAAGUUGAAAAUCAGGACAAAAUCUUCUCUCCCCAUUAGUUUCCAGAUUGUUUAAUCGUUUAUACAUGUUAGGGGAUUUACUUCUUAUUUCAUGAUGACGGAUAUGUACCUUGUUUUAAAGGGACACUAUAGUCACCUGAAGAACUUUAGCUUAAUGAAGCAGUUUUGGUGUAUAGAACAUGCCCCUGCAGCCUCACUGCUCAAUCCUCUGCCAUUUAGGAGUUAAAUCCCUUUGUUUAUGAACCCUAGUCACACCUCCCUGCAUGUGACUUGCACAGCCUUCCAUAAACACUUCCUGUAAAGAGAGCCCUAUUUAGGCUUUCUUUAUUGCAAGUUCUGUUUAAUUAAGAUUUUCUUAUCCCCUGCUAUGUUAAUAGCUUGCUAGACCCUGCAAGAGCCUCCUGUAUGUGAUUAAAGUUCAAUUUAGAGAUUGAGAUACAAUUAUUUAAGGUAAAUUACAUCUGUUUGAAAGUGAAACCAGUUUUUUUUUCAUGCAGGCUCUGUCAAUCAUAGCCAGGGGAGGUGUGGCUAGGGCUGCAUAAACAGAAACAAAGUGAUUUAACUCCUAAAUGACAGUGAAUUGAGCAGUGAAAUUGCAGGGGAAUGAUCUAUACACUAAAACUGCUUUAUUUAGCUAAAGUAAUUUAGGUGACUAUAGUGUUCCUUUAACCCCUUAAGGACCAAACUUCUGGAAUAAAAGGGAAUCAUGACAUGUCACACAUGUCAUGUGUCCUUAAGGGGUUAAUAUUGUUUCAAAAGCUUUUAAAAUGAAUUAUUAUUCUGAAAAAUAUUUUAAUUAAAAAAAAUCGAUAUUUUUUGAUAUACUGAUAUUUUUUAAAUAUAUGUAUAUAUUGAUAUUUUCAUAUUUUUUAAAUAUAAUUUCAAAAGUUUAUCCAAACAUAGUAAAUCACGUGCAAAGCUCAUCCAACAUUAUUAAACUGAGCCCACGGUUCCUUAUCUGGGGUGGGUGGGCACUUUAUCAUAUAACUGUUCAUUGUACAAUUUUAACAAGAAUUAUGCUUGGUAUUGAUUCAUAGCUAUUUUUCUCUUGCAUUGCAUUACUGCUUUUAUAACACUAUCCAGAAUAAUUGUCACAUGCUUGGUACUGCCUUCAUAUUAAUGGUAUCUGUUUGGCAUUGGUGUUGGAGAUUGCACUCUCAUUGUGGUGCAAUUCUUCUAAAUUUAUUCUAGCAAAUUCACAAGUGAAGGUUAUGAAUUAGACAUUCCAGACCCAACUCAGGCAUGUGUGUAACAUCAAUAAUGUAUCGACUGACUGGACCUGCCUAUCGCGGGUAGUUACAAUUCUAAUUUACAAUCUAUGUAGUUGGUCAGAUAUAUGGACGUGUCAUGUAUUACAUAUGAGUUACAUACGUGUAAGUGUUUUUGAGAGAGGAAAUAUGUCAGAUCCAGGUGUUUGCUAGAUUGUUUUAUUCCUUUACAUGAGCUGAAAACAUACUGAAGACCUAAUGCAGGUUUUCUUUUAUGAAGACAGGGCCAACCAUGUAAUUAUGGGUAUGGUGCAGCUGACAUUUCAUCAAAUUUUGCUCAGGGCAAAAAAACUAAACAAAAUAAAAAAGAGGAAAAAAAAGAAGAAAUAGCAAGCCUAGCAUAGCGCUGGUAAUCCACAGGUGUUCGGAGUAGAGAUUUCAAGAACAGCAGAUAAUGAGGAAAGUGCAAAAUUACAAAGGAAAGAUUGUUUCCAACAUUUUCUUGAUAACAGUUCAUCAUCACAUUGGGGUCUGCAACGGCAAAAAUGAUAAACAAUGGUGCUUAAAGAUUUUCGGUUUAUAUUACCAACGUUAGAUAGUGUUUCAGAGCAGGAUUAACCAAAAGAUGACCAUAGACGGCUGCCUAGAGCCCCAGGAGUUAGACAAGGGCCACAACACCAUUCAUUUUCUGAGCCCCAUUCACUAUCACUAUGUAAAGAAUAAAGGGCCCAAACCGGUAACCUAUCUGGGGCCAAAUCUUUCUCUAUCGUGUUUACCAUCAAUAUAUUAAGAUGUAGCAUUGACAAUGUCAGUGCAUAUGCUGUUUAAAGACAUCCAUAGGGCCAAAACUUGUUAUCAAUGGCCCAAAAACAGCAUGGGAAGUUUUAACUGAUAAUUUUUUUAAUCCCUGAUUUAUGCACUACUUUUUCCCACUCCCAAGUGUUAGUGCUUUUACCCUACCAGAAAGAGUUUGUCUAUAAUUCCCCAGUACUCAAUACAUCUUGAAUUAAUUAUUAAAUAUGUCCAAGAUGCUGGUCUUCCGAAGGAGUGUAAGGAGGAAAGCUGUCUUUGAAUGGUUGUAUUUUUUACCUGGGAUCCGCAGAGCGCAGCUCCCCGUCUCCACAACAAUCCUGCCAUGCUACACAACCAAUAUAGAGGAAAGUUAUUUUUCCCAACAUCCUUUGCUGAAAGCCAUCGGGGGGGGGGACACCUACCCUUCCACUCGGGGAGAGUGUGAUGCUUGGAAGAGACACAAUACAAAUGAUCUUUCUUUAUAAAGUGGCUGCUUUAAAUUUAAAAUAAAAAAAAAAAGCCAAUAUCCCCAUGCUUCCUUCACUAACUGGGAUUUGGGGUUAAAUAGGCCACAUCGAUAGCUUCAGCUGUCCAGAACCCCCAACAACAACAUCUAUGGCGCCAGGGCACUAUUGCGAGCUGUAUUGGUGAUGGUGCUUGGAAUGUUCCUUAAAAUAAAUUAAAAAAUAAAUAAAUAAAAUUAUAAACUUGAAAUUCAUGUAGUUAUUGUAAAUUCCCACACUUUGCAGCUUCUGCAGUGACCUCUGCCUAGUCCAUGUAUUGACUCAGCUAUUCAUGGUAUUAUUAAAAACCCUGAAAACGUUACUACAACUGCCAGAAACCACUACUGUCAAUGUCUCUCAGGAUAGUACAAAUACAUGUAUAGAAUAAGAGAAGCAUAGAGACAGGAUUGGUGUGACAGUUAAUUGUUAAUUGACCUAUAAAACGACAUGUAUAGGAAGAGAAGGACAUCUUUGCACCAUUAAAGGACCACUAUAGGCACCCAGACCACUUCAGCUCAAUCAAGUGGUCUAGGUGCCAGGUCCCCCUAGUUUUAACCCUGCAGCUGUAAACAUAGCGAUUUCAGAGAAACUGCUAUGUUUACACUUAGGGUUAAUCCAGCCUCUAGUGGCUGUCUCACUGACAGCCGCUAAAGGCCGAUUCCGCGAUUCUCACUGUGAAAAUCACUCUGAGUAAUGCUUUCCUAUAGGCAGUUUGAAUGCGCGCGUGGCUCUUGCCGCACAUGCGCAUUCGGCGCUGACGUCGGCAGGAGGAGAGGUCACCAGCGUUGAGAGAAAGGUAAAUGGCUAAAGGUGUUUUAACCCCUUCAGCCCAGCGUGCGAGGGGCCCUGAGGAUGUGGGGGGACCUAAUGACCCUAUAGUGCCAGGAAAACGGGUUUGUUUUCCUGGCACUAUAGUGGUCCUUUAACUACCUGAAGGACACAUGUUUUGGUGCUUGGAAUGUCUUUAUAAAAUAUAUGAUUUAUUAUAUCACAUAUUAACAAUGAGUGUCUUUUAUUGCACAAAUGAUCUAUACACGUCUUACGUUUGUGUGUCGUAAGAACAUAUAGAUGUCCACAUGUCAUGUCAACUUGCCUUUUCUGAAUGAUCCAGGUGUCCAGUACAUUUCCUAUUUUUGGUGUCUAAUGUAUUAUUAUUAUUUUUAUUUUUUUGAGAAGAUGGAAUUUUGAUAAAUGCAUAUGUCCUUAUGAACAAUUGUGUGCUAUUUACCAUGAGAUGAUUAUCUUUAAGUAUUCAUGUUCCUUUAAAAUGUUCACUGCUCGGCAGCUUGAAAGCACUUAUAGUAAAACUAGCAUCAUUUUAGGCAGAGGGCUUUACAUGGGCAAUGCAUGCCUUCUGCUGGGCCUCCAGCUGUCUGCUUAAUGGCAUCCUGGGACUAACUGCACAGUUUACACAUCUUCGCUGAAGAAAUUCCCAAAAUAGCGGCUCUCUUGAUGUCUGUAACAGCUCUAAGUCCAUAAUAACAGCAAAAUAAGAUGGUGUUCAUCUUAAACACAUUUUUAUAGUUUAUUAAAAAAAAAAAAAGACUCUUACAAAAGUUACUAAUAUGAAUGAUAGCUUAUUUUAAUGGUGAUACAUUAAAUCAAGGACUUAGAGAACACCAGGUGAGAGGUAUAGUCAGCUACAUUUCUAAAAAUGUAUUUAACUAUUUAAGUGCCUAAGAAUGAAUCAGUGUUGUUUAACCAUGUUCUUUAUCUGUACCCUGAUCAGAUACAUGUGUAUCAUGUGCGACAUAUAACUGAGGGGGACAAAGAGACACACAGAGGGGCUAGGAAGAGAAAUAGACACACAGAGUGGCUGGGGGAAGGAGAUGCAAAGAGGGGCUGGGGGAGAGAAAAAAACACACUAAGGUGCUGGGGGAAGAGACACCCAAAGAGGCUGAAGAAGGGGAAAAUGAGACACACAAAUGAGUUGGGGGAGAAAGAGGCACAUAAAGAGGAUGGGAAAAGAAAUAAACACACAAAGUUAAUUUUAAAAAUAUAUAUUUUUAGUUGAUUUUGCCAAGGGCAUAAAAUAGUCUUGCACUGGCCUUGUCCCUGGAAUAGGUUGAGGUUGUUAAAUUGAAGCAACAUUCCAGAAUGCAUCUGUCAGAGCAUCGUACAAAAAUCAUCAUAAUAUUUUGUACAUAAUAGUUUCUACAAAUAAAUAAAAUUACAAAAAGCAUUGGCUGUAUAGUGCCAGCCUCCUUUCUUCCAUGUUCAAGAGGAUGUGUUGAGUUAAAGGGACACUAUAGUCACCCAGACCACUUCAGCUCAAUGAAGUGGUCUGGGUGCCAGGUUCCCCAGGUUUUAAAGGACCACUCCAGGCACUCAGACCACUUCAGCUUAAUGAAGUGGUCUGGGUGCCAGGUCCAGCUAGGGUUAACCCAUUUUUUUCAUAAACAUAGCAGUUUCAGAGAAACUGGGUUAAGCCGUCCCCUAUUUCAUUGACAGCCACUAGAGGCGCUUGCGUGCUUCUCACUGUGAUUUUCACAGUGAGAGCACGCCAGCGUCCAUAGGAAAGCAUUAUGAAGGAGAGCUCUCCGCCCCGGGGCUGGAAAAAGGUAAGUUAACCCCUUUCCCCUUCCAGAGCCGGGCGGGAGGGGGACCCUGAGGGUGGGGGCACCCUCAGGGCACUAUAGUGCCAGGAAAACGAGUAUGUUUUCCUGGCACUAUAGUGGUCCUUUAACUCUGCAGAUGUAAACAUAACAGUUUCAUCUGAAGGGUUUCAGCUUUAUUCUGCUUUUAAUGAAGAAAUAACUUCAUGUCUGUAUCUUUCUGGUGAUGCACAUUUUUUAUUAAAAUGCUGACAACACAAACAAAUGUUCUAUAAACUCUCCGUGCCCAGGGGUUUAUGGGAUAUGGUACUUGUCUCCAACGAAAAGAACUGUAUAGCCUUAGAUGUCUCAUUAGAUUAUAUUCCUACCAGAGGUCACUGCAGAAGCUGCAAAGCCUGGGGAUUUUGUAGCAACCAAGGGAGAAUUGAAAGGAGUAUUUUAUUUAUAUUAGUUUAUCUUUAUUUUAAAUACAUUUUCUCUGCCUAGCUCUAUCAUGUAUUAUAAAGGGGGAGAGACGGACAUUGACUCCAUUUAUAUGUGUAUCUUUCUUUUAAUGUUUAUACCACACAAUAUAUUAAAUAAAUAAAACCUUGAAACAAAAAAUGGAAUGGUGCUGUUUUUAAGGCAGAAAGCUUUAAUUUCUUCUUUUUUUUUUAGCUCUAGCAUUGGUAUUUCCUGUUAAAUUUUUUUGCUAAAUACCUCACAUGUUAGCUAUUAAACAGUCGAACGGAAAGGAAUUUUUAUUUAGGUCAAAUAACUAUCAUAGAAGCAAAUGUAACCAUGAACAUAUGAUGUUAAUAAAAUGAGUAUCAGUCUGUCUGUUUUUCUUUUCCGAAUUCCUUUAAAUGGGCUGGGUAUCAUGGGAUAUGUAGUUCAAUAAUAUCAGGGACGAUGAGGUUAGCCUUCACUGCAUUAGCAAAUAAAAUCUACUUAAUCCUUUCCACGACCAAGGAUCUAUGAAAGUGCUAAACUAUUUAAAGUUAACAUUGGGAUAUAAUUAUUUAAAUUUCGUUAAAAAUAAAGAAAAAAAUGUCAAAGAAAAAUAAAUAUUCUCCGAUUUAACUACAGUCACAGCUUGGCUAUUUUGGUUCAGUUUUGCCAUUUGUUUUGCGUUCUGCUACUAUUCAAAGCUCUUGCUCUUGCCGCGCGUGCGCAUUCAGCCGACGGGGAGGAGAGGAGGAGGAUAGCUCCCCGCCCAGCGCUGGAAAAAGGUAAGUUUAACCCCUUUUCCCCUUUCCAGAGCCUGGCGGGAGGGGGACCCUGAGGGUGGGGGCAUCCUCAGGGCACUAUAGUUCCAGGAAAACAAGUAUGUUUUCCUGGCAGUAUAGUGGUCCUUUAAGUAAAAUAAUAGAUCAGGGUGGUGCAGUAGACGUUGCUUACCUAGAUUUCAGUAAGGCUUUUGACACUGUUGCACAUAGAAGGCUUAUCAAUAAACUGCAGUCUUAAGGUUUGGAUUCUAAUAUUGUAAUGCAGUGGCUUAUUGACAGGCAACACAGGGUUGUAGUCAAUGGAGUAUAUUCAAAGCAUGGUCUUGUCACCAGUGGGGUACCUCAGGGAUCUGUACUUGGACCCAUUCUCUUUAUUAUUUUUAUUAGUGAUAUUGCAGAAGGUCUUAAUGGUAAGGUAUGUCUUUUUGCUGAUGAUACUAAGAUAUGUAACAGGGUUGAUGUUCCAGGAGGGGUUCCAGGAGGGGUAAGCCAAAUGGCAAAUGAUUUAGGUAAACUAGAAAAAUGGUCAGAGUUGUGGCAACUGACAUUUAAUGGGAAGAGUACAGAAUAUUUGAUAGAGUCCUAACCUCAACAUCUGAGAAAAGGGAUGUAGGUGUAAUUAUUUAAGAUGACUUAAAGGUAAGCAGACAAUGUAAUAGAGCAGCAGGAAAUGCUAGCAGAAUGCUUGGUUGUAUAGGGAGUGGUAUUAGCAGUAGAAAGAGGGAAGUGCUCAUGCCAUUGUACAGAACACUGGUGAGACCUCACUUUGAUAGCCCUAGCUGUAGUGCCUGUAGUCUUCUUACAGGUCUUCUCCGAGACACUACUGUCUUCUCUAAUUAUUUGUGUCUGACAAACAUUGGCAAAAGGGACCGAUAUGCUCACCUUGAGUGGUGGUCUCUUUUACCUGUGUAAAAGACAAAACUGUCCAGAGUUCAAUCUUUCAGGGUGACUGUUGUGUGAUGUCAUACAAUAUCAUGGUACAAUGAUUCUGCCAUCUUGGUUUAAAUGUCUCUUUCAUCACUCUACCUCUCUACCUUUGCUGUAUGCAAAUCUUUUACCUUACUCUCCCGGUGACAUGUUUUAAUUGUUCCUUUAACCAUCUCCACCUCAUUGCACCAAUUUUCCUCGUUCCCUUCUCCAGGCCCGUCUUUACUCCCAACCUCAUUCCAAACGUCUUUCUACCUGCCUCUCCCAUGCCAUCUCUUUUUAAAUGAUUUCUGUUCCUACACGUUAUGAAAAUGAAGGGAUCCAUGAUGGAACUGUCACGUGGCAAAAAUAUCUAAAUUGCUUUGGGCUUGAAGUCCCCAACAUCCUAACAUAAAAUGAGAUUAAAGCUUUCAAAUUACCAACUAUUAUACAAAGUGCUGGUGACAGACUUCUUUUGCUGCAAAAUCUCAUUUAGAAGAAAAUGUACACUUCAUGCUCUUCUAAAUAUAUAACUUAGUACAAAUCAAUUUUAGGUAGUGUCAGAAAUAUUCAUGAAAGCAAACCCAGCAAACCCACAUAUUAAUAUAUAUUAAUGGCCCACUAAAGUGAGUUUUUGUAUGAGGCACGUAUGUAAUACUAAAAAUAUAUUCUAACAACAAAUCUCACAACCAUUUUUCAGUAGGAGAUUAAAAACAUUCCAGAGUAAAGUUAUUAUUUUAACAGUAAUAGUACAUGCAAAAAAAAGCAAAUACUCUUUUUUUUUACAGUAAGACAGCUUUCAGUGAAAAAUCAGUGUUUACAUUGUUGCCUAGUAACACGUCUAGUGGCAGUCACUCAGACGGCCACUAGAGGUGCUUCCUGUAUCAGUGCUGCACUGUGUACAGCUCCUAUGUUCAGCGUCUCCACGCUCUGCACGCUCUGAAAGCUGCCCUAUAUGAGGAGGUGCUGAUUGGCGCAGAGCAGUGUUUUGCUGUGCGUACGCAAAAGCCUCCCGAUGCUUUGCUAUAGUAUAAGGAAUUACCAAAUUCUCACCGUCUGCACCAUACGGUUUCACAUUCGGCAUUGACUGUAGGGUUUACGAGAUUUCAAUUUCCUUCCUAGAUUGAGAUGAGUCGAUAUCCAGAUAUGAAUCAGUGAUACACUAUAUUGUCACUGUUACAUUAAGGUACAUACUGAAGGUUAUUUGUGCUGGCUUUGUUUGUGCUGUUUUGAUGCUGUGUUGUUUUACGUUACCACCACUAGCUGUCAGUAGAAUGCUACAAUUCAUUUCCAGAAUAGCAAAUCAAGCCUUCAAACAUUAAAAUACAGUCAAAGAGUAAAUAAAAGAGAAAAUGGGUGAUUAGACUGGAAUAGAAUAUUAUAGCAAGCCACACACUGGUGAAUUAAAGUAAAUGCAAAGCGUAGCAUUGUCUGAUAUUAGGUAGCCAUUUACAUCAGCCAAGCAAGCUUCUCCAGAUAUAUUCCCAAUGAUCUAGUCAUGGUGCAUCCAAAAGAACGCUCGGCUCAAAAAUCAUUUUUGCAGUCAAACAGGAAAAUGGUACAGCAGCUGCAGAUGUUUCUCUGCUCCUCUUUUAUUUUAACACCUUCAAAUAUGAGAAUGCCAAAAUUGUUGCUGGCCAGGUGUGGACCUCAGCUUCUCCAACUGUUCUCCAACAAUGAAGUAAUAUGUUUUCAGAAGAGGCCUGUGUGCAUCAAAAGGCUCAGGUGUUGAUUAUAUUGGUUAUUAGCUCCAGGCAAUUAUAAAGCACAGUCUUUAGGAAUAACAAUUACAUUUUUUCAUACAAUUCAAUGGCUUCACAGCGAUUUUGGCCCAAAUAGCUGAUUUUGAAAAUUGUCCAAAUCAGCAGCAAUCGUCACCAUUUGGAAUAUUUCAGCCUGAAUAUUUAAAUGUGGUUUUAAUAUACUAUCCUUAAUAAACUGAAAACCACUUAUUAACAAGUGAAUUGUAAUCAAUGGAUAAAGGAUUAAAAAUUUGGCAUAGGUGGAAAGCCUUUUUUAAAAUCGGUUCGUUUUGUAACUCUGUUAUCUUGGCCUAUAUUUUGCAUCAAACGUUUCAUGUGUUUGAAUGUCUAUCAUGGAAAUCUAUGAGAGAAUCUGUGCAAGUUAAUGAGAACUCAUUUGAUGUGAAUAUGCCAGAUAAAAUCAUUUAUUGUAUUGUAUUGUAUUAUAGUUGGAGAUAUGUUUUUUUUUUUUUAUUAUUAAAUUGCUGCCUGCUGUUAGAAAUAUGAUGGGAAGAUGGGGAAAAGGGUGCUUAUUGCAAUACAACCCUGGUAAGGACCUUGGUGCUUGGAAUGUUUCUUGAACAACAUCAUAUUAUAUACAAUAUUUGUUAAAUUUACAUUCUAUUAUCCAGGAUGAGUUACUGAAAAAAACAUACUUACAAGGAUCCCUGUUUGCAUAUCUUUAUUAGCUCAGGAGGCUUCACCCCUACUUUGAGUUGUGGGGCAGAAAGGCAGCGAAAAGAGAUACUAAUCAGCAUAGUUUCCUUGUGGCUCAUACCGUAAUAAACUAGAAACUGUGGGAAUGAUGGCACACAUCGUUACAAGGCACUGCUCAGAACCAUAUAUCUCAAUUCUGCUACAGAAAAAAGCUACGGCUCUGGAGCUUCUGGGAACCAGAAAGCCACUGCUUCCUUCCUAGACUAUGGCCAAAUGUUUUAGACAGACACAGCUAAAAUUAAAGCAACGCUGUCACUUCUGAGCUUUUCAUAAAGAUAGAAUUUAUUGUGCCAGUGCAAUCAAAAGAUAUAUAUGAGACAAAAUAAGGAUCUUUGUCUUGUGUAAUUGCCAAUCUUUGGCCGUUUUUCUUCUACCAUUUCCUGUCGUUUGGUGGGAACAGGCAUCAUUUCUAGAAGAACACAAUAGAUGACUAUGUCUCCUUAUUGUGCAUGAUUAUCUUUGGUCUUGUGGUGUCAUCUUCAUCCUCGAACCUCCUAAAAACCUGUAUGGUAAGAGUUAGAUUAUCUCAUCAUUAUCAAACAUUAAGCAUAUUACAGAUAGCCAGAUAGUUUCUUACUUGACCUUCUCAAGACUUGAACAAGUCUAGUAAUUAACACUAGCUAGCUUGGCACACCUAAAGACACAGUAGCAAAGCUUAAUUAGGACACCUUAGUUCCUAGGAAGGUUGCCUAAUUGGGACCCCCACCUAGAGCCCUGUGCAUAGUGUUUCAUACUCUGCCACCCAGAGUAUCUCUCCAUAUCCCCCCUCAUAUUUCUGUUGGUUGCUUAAGUACUCACACCUGAGUCAAUAAUUGGUAUUGCAUGUUUGGGGUCUCACACUCUAUCUGACUGAAUGUUGAAAGUUGGUAAAGAGCAUUUUUUUAAGUUUCUCUAUAGAUUCCCUAUUGAAUUGUGCUUUGAUUAGCCAUUUGAGAACACUGGGGAUCUUGUGACUGUGUUUUUAUCCUGGUGGAAGGUGAACAUCUAACAAACACUUAUUUACAACUAAUAGUGGUGAAAAGAAUAGCUCAACACUCCGUAGGUGAUCCCCUUAAUCCCCACUACAGAAGGUGAACAUCUGCCUGUCUCAGGUGUCAUGCAGAACAAAAUAAGUUUUUCUCUAUAAUUGCUCUAUAUGUGGCUUCAACCAUCUUGCCAUCAAUCCCGGCCAGUCCCGCUGUUCCAGACAUGGAAAAACCUCACCGAUAUUACCAAGCUUUGCACCACACAAGGUAUUUUGUACAAAGGACAAUAUGUUCAUCAGUGUCUAAUCAAGCCAGAGAACACUUUUCCACAUGUUUGCUGUGUCUAUUUCAUUCCAUUUGGCAAAUUCCAAGCAGCAUUUCAUAUGUUUUAUUUUUUUUCGUCUUGACGUCUAGAAUUGUGUAACAUCUGAGUUAUGGUUGUUCCAUCAGAGCGACAUAUCUCUACAGCUGCCACUUGCCUCCCCAAUUGUCAGGUCCCCACUCCCCGGCUUACUUACCUUGCGCUCCUGCAACGCGUCUCCCUCUACAGAGAUGCUGCACUGGAACGCGACUCCCUGUGCAGUGGGGCCUGCCCAGCCACCAACGCCGGCCGCUUGCCUUCCUCCAGACACUGCCGCCUCACGAGCACAGCUGCACUGAAUCUGGAGGUUUGGAGGAAUAAUAUUGCUUGCGCCGAAGCAAGGUCUUUUAAAGAGACAGGAGGCGGGAAACAAAUAAGGGGGUGUGAAUGAAGGAAGAGCUACAGUAAGUGGACUAUUCCCUAUUUAAACUCCACUAACUCUUGACUUUUUGCUCAGUUAUACUCUGCUCCUGUUGUGUUAAUACCGUCACUGCCUGUCCUGUUUGAUCCCCUGAUAUUUGAUUCCUGCUUGCCUCCUGACUACAACCUGUGCCGCCUGUCCUGACCUGACCAUUCUUUGUAUUGACCCUUUUGUAUUGCGUUCCUGAGUGAGUUACAGACUUGUCUGCAUAUUGGGCUUCGUCUCCUAAACAAGUUCUGACACUAGUUUUCUCUGACCUAUGCACUCCUUCCCACUCACUGGGAUUUGGCAAAGUUGUGGCUGUGUCAUAAUCUUAACCCCUUAAGGACACAACUUCUGGAAUAAAAGGGAAUCAUGAUGGAAUAUUUCCAUCAUGUGUCGUUAAGGGGUUAAUUUUUAAAACAGUGGAUUUAUGGUGCUCUAGAGAAUGUUCAAAAUUUGGGGAUUUUUUUUUUUUUUUACGAGCGCAUAAAGAAGAAACACUCUUCACUCAAGUCAUGGUUUCAGGAGUAAUUAGCUACAGAAGACAUUAGGAAGAAGUAAACUUUUAUUUAAUUUUUCAAAGUAACAUUAAGGCACAAACAGAUAGAGGAAACAUUUUAAGCAUUUUUUUACCAAGAGGUGCUUGCUGACAAAGAGCAUAUUUUUUUUUUUUAUUUUAUAGUCCACCCCUGAUUGGUACCUGUACAAAACCUAAUUCCCAACUUGUUUUAAUAACAUGUUGGUCCUCAUGAUGCUAUAGAUCAGGGGUAUCCAGCUACAACUCCCAUGAUGCUUUGCAUGCCUUUAGAAAGCCUUUAGAAUGACAAAAGAUCAUGGAAUCUGUAUUUUUAAAACAUCUGAAGAUCUACCUUUUCUGCACCCCUGGUAUAGAUAUUCUCUAAUAAUUGACUACUAGAAACAAGUGUAAUACAAUAUAUUUUGAGAUCAUGUGACAGACAGAUGGGCUCCAUUAAUUUAUUAUUAUAUUAUUAAAUGACUUAUGCAUAUCACUGGUUUAACCAAAGCAUGGAAGUUAAAUAAAUAUAGAUUUUUUGUUUUACUACAGAAAGAAAAGGAUAAAAAAAUCCUUUGCAAAUUUAAAUUGGUAUGUUUGGGCAAAGCAAGUGGUAAACAUUUCAGUAAGAUCAAUAUUAAUUUCAGGUUGUGACUCUACAAAAGUGGUACCAUCUAAAGGGAGUGAAUUGGCAUACAAAUAACCAUAAGUUUUAUUUUUUCCGUUACUGUCGCUUUCAUUUUUGACAAGUUAGAGCUUUUAAAAACUAAUUUAGUUACCGUUUAGUGAGUCACUACAUAAAGUAUUCGUGAUAGUUUGUUAAAGACUACGCUUUUUCAAACAUCGUAGGUUCAGCUCCUUUAGAAUGCUUACAUUAAUGGAGAAACGACAGUGAACAAACUGUAAUUAUAUACGUAGGGGUUUAUUUACUGUCUAUUACAGAGAUUCACCUAAAUGUGAAUUUACUGUCUAUUACAGAGAUUCACUCUAAGGACUGAUUUCUCCUAAAUGUUAGACUAAGCAAUAGAUAACAUCUCCCUGCCCACCCCCUCCCAAAUUUCAUCUGUACACACUGCAACCUGUCUCACCAAUAUUUUUUGUAAUGUAUAAUUUAUAAAGAGAAGAUUUAUAUAAGAACAGCUGGUUCAUUUCUUUGACCCACACAAAUGAUAUUUCCUUAAAAUUGCAUUUUGUAUAGUUUGUAGCGGGCGUGAGUUUUUUGUACGCAGCGAGAAUUUUAACAAAAUUGAGCUCUGGUGUAACAAAUUGCAAAAUGACUUGUAAGCAGCAUUGGUAUUCUAAACGUGUUGUUUUUAAUUGUAAGCCAUCAGUGCUGUAUAAGAAUAAAGCAAAAAUAAGCAGAAUAAUUAAAUCUAAAGUUAAAGAUUUUAAAUGCCUAGCAGAUGUUGUGACUUUGAAAACUUUUUCAGUAUAUAACUAGCAUCACAGUUCAAUAAACUUAAAGUAACAAUCUGACACAAUAGUUUUGUUGAUUUAUCGUUGUUAUAUUUUAUGUCGAUUUAUCGUUGUUAUAUUUUAUGUCGAUUUAUAGUUGUUAGAUUUUAUAUUGAUUUAUAGUUGCUAGUUGCUAUAGCUGCAAUAUAGGGCAGCAUUGUAUACUGCUAGUCAGUGAACGAUGGUGGCUGAAUUGGUUGCUUCAUUGCUUGGGAAAAGUCAGUCAGUGAAGCUAAUCUCAUCUGUUAAUAGUCCUUGUAAACUAAAAUAAAGUAACCAUUUCUUUAAAUGGGAGUUGUUUUUUGUGACCUCAAAAUUUUACUAUGCAUUUGACAACAUUUGUUUCUAUAUAAAACACACAUUGCAAAUAUGAUUUGGCCACAACCGCAAUUAAUAGACUUGGAAAUUCAUUUCAGACCAACUGUAAUUUGGCCCUCUCUGAGCAGAUUGGGUGAAGGCAUUUCCAAUUUCUCCUAGUGAAAGAGCAGCUGGCUGAGGCUGUAGGUUAGUGGGAGUUGCUUCUAGUGGCCAGCAAUCUUCCUCUCCUUGAUGGCACACUGCAUGUAGCACCUGGUGCCUGGGUGGGGUGGUGGCAGUGAAAGAGGUCCUUUCUUACCAGAAUGUGUGGCUGGAAGUGGAUCUGUAGGACAGAAGGGCUGUUGAUCUCUCAGACAGCAGGGCUAUCUAUCUAUUGAAAAGCACACUUCAACAGACAUAUUGACACCAAUUAGGCGAAUGGUUGUGACAGCAGGUAGGAACCAAUCUGCGUGUUGGAUUUGUUGUCACUGAUGGAGCUGCUAACAUGGCCAAAGCUUUGUGUGUUCUACACACAUCCUACAUCCUACAUCUUGUAGUAAAAGGUGCAAUUCAGUCAAACAACAAAAAGGUGUUAACCAUACUUGAGCAUUGCAGAAGGAUUACUGGUUUACUCCCCACUGAUCCCCAAUUUUGAUCAUUCAAGACAGCAAAUGGAAAACGAUUGCAAUCAAUCAUUCUAAAACAUUCUCCCACCUCCUGUUUUUAUAAUACAGAUAUAUAAUAAUAAAAUAUUGUCAAUUCACUUCUGCCAUUGCAAAAUGGCUGAUACUGCAUAGUCAUUAGACUAGGCAAUAAUGUAGCCAUUUUUACAUGCCAGUACAGUUCUAGUCCCCCCUUUUCUGCUGUUUUGGCUGUCUGAAAGGCUUUCCUGGAUAUUGUUUGUUACUGAAAUUUGACCAACAUGGGCAGCGACAUGAACUAAAUUCUGUUUACUCAAAGUUUUUAUUUCUCUUGAAGUGUUUCGGAGGAACCAAAAAUUUACACCUCGCACAAGUCUAGUAAUUAACACUAGCUAGCUUGGCACAUUUAAAGACACAGUAGCAGAGUUAGAUUAGAAUACCUCUCUACCUAGGAAGGCUGCCUGAUUGGGACCCCCACCUAGAGCCCUAUGCAUAGUGUUUCAUACUCUACCACCCAUAGUAUCUCUCCAUAUGCCACCUCCCCCCAUAGUGUUUACAUGUGUGCUGUCUUUGUGUAAUAUGUGUGCACUGCUGAGUGUAUUGUUUAUGUGUGCUGGCAGGUUGUGCAUCAUGUGUUUCAUGUGUUUUGCACUGCUGUUGUUAACCUUUUUGCAAGUGGGAGCCUGAGGUACUAUUCCUUGUGGUCCAACAGAUGUCCUUUAUUUCUGAUGGUACAGCAGGAAUCCUGGAUCCCUGAUUGAUGAGCCUGGGAGUGUGUGGUCUGCACCUCUUAUCGGUGCGGGCCACUGUAAUUGCUCUUUCUGGUCCAGCAAUCAGUCAUGAGUUGGAGAGCAACCUAAAAUUACUUGGGACUGUUCUCUCACUAACUCAUUGAGCUCCAGAAUUUUGAAGGAGCACUUAAAGUGGUCUGCAGCACUCUUCUUUGCCCCCCAGACCACGCUCUCUCUGGCCCCCCAAUGUCUCCUGAACAAGGGCCCGGUCAUGACACAGAUAUGUAUUUACAUGAGGGUGCGUGGCUAGGCCCCUGUUUGAUUCCAUGGCCCUAGGUGCACACCUAAUGGGUAAUCCAGCUAUGUACAAUCCAGACUGCAAAACAUCUAUGUCAUAACUCAUUACCAAAACAUAAAAAUUUCUGAGAUGAGUCCCCAUUAAAGUGUGUUUGGCUUCAGUUCCCCAAACUGACAUAAUGUGCCGGACUAGGGUACAGUCCUUCUGGAAUCAAUGCAAAAUACCUUCACAUGAACAUCCAGAAAUAAGAAUAUUAUUCUAGACGAUAGUACAUAUGACCGGAUUCUGAGGGUCUAUAUAAAUGUAGUAUAUAUUCACAAAACCAUACACAUUAAUAGUGUUUGCUAUUACCGACUUUAAAAGUUCUAAAUAAAAAUGGUUUCUCUCUAGGAACUAGACAACAAAUAAAGUUGUUAUGGGCAAUAUUCAGUUCUACUGCACGUUAUACACAUUAUUAUUUUGAAAGGUGCUACUACCUAUGGAGAAACAAUAAUAUAAAAAGGGAAAUGCUAAAAAAAAUAGCUCUGCACGGUUUAUAACUGCAAUGCAAAGAUGCAUUGGUUUGAGGGCAUUGCUUUAUCCAGUUAUUAUGCGUAUGUAAUUACAAGCGUGAGGCUCUGGAGCUAGCAGGCAGAGAGAUUUGCCGUAGGGAGAAAACAAGAUUACAUUGUUGGUAUUAAUUGCCCAUCAUGCAACACAGCACUACACUAUAUACAAAUAUCCAUACAGCAUGAUUAAUGCUUUGCACAAAACAAUACAAAAUUAUCUCUUUCAACUGACAUCUAUUUUAAUAAGAACCACAACAUAAUGAUUGUCUAUAAUAUACCGUAACUUCUGUAGCAUAUAACUAUGAUCUUAUCAUUUAGAUAGAGUCAUGUAGGGGACUGCUACAGUAUCAGUGAUACAAUGGAAAUCUAAAGCCUCAGGGUUCCUCUGUUUAAUUGCCCCAAAAAACAAAGGGGCUGAUAACUUUAAUUGCACCCUCACAGGUGUUUGUGCUCCCUUGCAAUCUAAUAUUGGCAAACUAAGUUGUCAAACUGUUGGCAAGAGGUUUGACUAUUAACUAGGGUUGUGCUAGGGCACUCAUGCCACUAUGACCACUACAGGGUGCUGAAGUUGUUAUGGUGCUUGGAGUGUCCAUUGACCUGUUUAGCAUAUUAUUAACCCAGUUCAAUCAGAACCAUAACCUACUUACUUACAGCAAUACGAGCAUGUAUUCUAUUAAUAUAUUUAUGCCUGAUAUAUGGUUAUGUUUAAACAUUCAUGCAUAUAUUUUAUUUAAAAAUACAUAGUGUGUUUGAUGGCACCUAGACUUGUGCAGUCAUUUUAAAAUUAAUUGCAAUUCAUCUAAAAUUUGGAUGAUCGUCAGGUCAUGCAAAUUGCAGAACUACAGAACAGCCACAUUUGAUGUUCACUUGUGUUAUUGUCCUUGACUUGGCUUCAAGCGCUAUUCUCCACUAACCCAUUGAGUUUCUGGUGAAGGUUCUUAGUGUGUUGUGGACCUUGUAUAGAGCCAUGCAUUCCAGAAUCCGUAUGUGUGGCAUUGUGUCAUAAGCUUCCUAAUAGCUAAUCCGGGUUGUCUGUUCUUGAAAUCCUGUUUGACUGCUUCAACUAUCAGCAGUUUGUGUUUUGUGUCUCUGGUGUUGUUUCUAAUGCUCCUUUGAGUAUUGCUCAUGUACUGACUUGGAUGCCCACCAGUCUUGGAGGCUAUGAUGCCUGACAGGACCUUCCAUGUUGUGGGGAGGCGGGUGAUUGGUUGGUAGUUCGAUGAUGUUGUUCCUAUUUGAGGGUCCAUGACCACUUAAUGACCAGUAUUGUGUUAGCUAGCAAGGGUAGAAGUCUGUUGCUGGUAGCUGGUUCAUUUGUGCUGAUAUGCGUUUAUGCAUCGUUGUUAAUUUCUUUAACUAGUAGAUGUGGAUCAUGUUAUGUUCUAGUUCUGACCAACUCCUUAUGUGGGCUACUAAGUUGUUGGAUAUCUUUUACUGUGAUGGUGACUGGUUCCUGUUCUGGAAGCAUAUAGUCUGCUUUCAGGUCUAGAAACCACUGGGCCUUUGUGUUAUGUGAUGCCUCUUUCUCACAGAUGUUUUUCCAGUGCUGUUUGGCUCUGGUUAGAUCUAAAGUGGUUAUGUUGUUACACCGCAGCUGUGUGUACACCUUGACUGGUUGUAGUCAAGCUAUUGGAGGAUAAGUGAUGGGACAUACAUGUGCUUGUUGGUGUCUGUGAUGGUGUUAGUUGGGAUUGCUUCAACAAAUGUGGGACAUUAGAGAACAAACCAGGGAUGGUGGAACAGGAAAUAUCUAACCAAACAGCUCAACAACCCAGUGAGAAUACAAAAUUAUCUCUUUCUACUUAUAUCACUGUAGAGAAAAGAUGCCUCCAAAUUUUCAAUACUUAAUUAAACAAUCAAAAAACACGUUGAAUAGUACUGCUAAAAAAAAACUACAGUUGAGUGUAUAUAUGAAUGCACUCACACAAUUUACUAGAUACAAAUGCAUAUCUCCCAUCAAAGGGUAUGAUACCACCACUGGAAAUGCACUUACAAGUCAUAAAAUGAAAAUCCCGUAUCACCAUACAGUGAUCUUUGGCUAUUUUACUUGUCCUCCCUGCCCUGGAUUACAAGAUUUUGGGAGCAUUAGGACAUUGUAUGAUGAUUUUCAUUUGAUGUUUUGUAAGUGCACACCAUGUUCCGCUUUUUUCGCUUUGUCUAUGUACAGAGGGAUAUUUAAUAAAGAAGACAUCCAGUGGUGGCAUCAUACCCUUUGAUGGGAGAUCCGCAUGGUGGGACUCUGAAUUUGGGAUGGCCAUGCCAGAUCUGAGAGAGGAAUGCAGUGUACCAUUUUUUUUUUUUUGAAUUCUUUAAUUUUGUUGUGCAUGUUCACAGAAAAAUAAUGGUAAAGACAUAUAAAGUUUGUCAUGAGAGGAGAACAUUUCCAUCAGUGAAUGUGUACAUGUUGUAAACAGCACAUUUUUAGUAAUUUAGAAUAAGACUUACUAAGUGCAGAGCUGAAUGAACAAGAAAGAAUAAAACAGGUAGCUUAGUUGACACUUAGGUUAACAGGAGCCACGUCUACUGAGUGAAGCCUACAACAUGAGAGAGUCCUUCAGACAGCUUAGAUUAAACAAACACCCGACCUGCGAGGCCAGUGGCAGGACAGGCGUGAGUCCAGCAUGAUGUGUGUUGAGAGAAGAUAGAAGCGGGGUGUGUAUAAGGGUUAGGCAUCAUGCCUACAUGUAGUCAUGGACUUCUCUGAGCAGUCAAACAGUAACUGGAUGUCAAUGUAUUCUAAAUAUUGAGUUGAUGCUGGUUUUGCGUUGUGAUUGGAUCGUUCCAAAAAAAUGUACUUAUUGUGUCUUUUUAUUGGUGUGUUUUAUUGAUGAGGGAAAACCAGCUAAAUCAGAUUAUGCAGUUGUGCAAAUAUCCAGGUUCUCUUUAGGUAACUACAAAAACAGACCUCCUCACCUCCCAGGUAAGCGCAGGGUCCCCUACUGCAAGCAACAUUUGUUUCCCAAAAAAAUCAAAUCACAUCACUCUCCUUAGUGCUUACUAAAUUGUAUUUAUCUGAUUAAAAAUGCAAAAUAAUGAAUUAAAAUGUGCUUUGCAUUUAAUUAAUUUGAAUGUAAAAAAAUAUUUUGUUGGUAACGUAAAAAAAUUAAAAAAAUAAACAAACAUCUGCACGGAUAAUGUUUUUUUACUCUUUCUAGUUUGUUGCAGCCAACUUGCGACUGUGUGAAUUAAUCUAACGGCAUUCGCUGGUAUUAUGGCUUUAAGAAAAUGUAAAAGCUUUAUAAAGGAAAUGCUUUCUAACCAUUAAUGAUGGUGCAAUAGCUUGCUGAUGUUUAAGGAUAUAAGUGUUUUUUGUGAUAAAACGUCUAGGGCAUUUCAUUACUAUGCGUGUUCAAUUUCCAUUACAUAUUACUGAUACGUUGUUAUGCAGUGUAUUUUAAACCUUACAUCCAAAUGUGCACUGUUGUCAGGUUAUAAAUUAAUUAUAUUUCCAUAAUACAUACACUGUGCUGUGGCACAACCAAGUUAUGAAUAUAUAACAUCCCUUUUAACUCUAUAUAAAUGAUACGUAAUUAUGAAAGGAUUUCAGCACUUUGGGAGAACCAACGAGUAGAAAACGCUUUGCUUCAGGGAGGAGAAUUGCAUUUAAACUCUUCUUGUUUGCUAGCUGGCUUGCUAAAUAUAAAGCACGGUCAAAAUAAACUCCAACAGCUGAUAAUAUGUUAUUCAAAUUAAGUAAACUGCAAACUUUGCAGACUGCAAAUUAACUGAUUAUAUUAACUGUAAGAAAUUCAAGUACAGUGGUACCUCGGUUUACAAACGCCUCGGUUAACAUAAUUUUAGGUUUACAAAUGAAAAUCCAUUGUAAAUAAUGCCUUGGUUUACAAUUUUUUUUUCGCAAAACAAAGUGAAAUUUCCCCAGGAUGUAUUGCACCUGGGAGGUUUAUAACGCCGUCCAUGUGCAUGGUGGAGUCUGUGGGUACCCCAUGGCGUUGAGUGUGGAGUUGUUGGAGGUGUUGGAGCGGCUUUUGCAUCGAGUUUUGGAGCCAUUCUGGAAUUUUUUUGCAGUGGUUUUGUGACUUUUUGGAACUUUUUUGGUGCAUUUCUCAAGCAGUGGAAAGGUAGGGAGCUGAGCUUUGUCGUUUGCAUGCCUUUUACUGUAUGUUCUGCAUUGUGGGUUGGUUUCCAUGCCAGCUCAUUUUGACUUUUUUCUGACCUCCAGAAUGGAUUAAUUGGUUUUCAUUGCAUUCCUAUGGCAAACCGAGUUUCAGUUUACAAAUUUUUCGCGAUAAGAAACGUCACGGAGAACGCAUUAAAUUCAUAAACCAAGGUAUCCCUGUAUAUGAAUUGUUUUAAAAUAAAUAAUAUGUUAAAUUACAGUUUUAAGUCAACUUUGUGAGUUAAUUGCUUGAAAAUGUAUUUAAUAUUUAUUUUGCAUAUGUAGAUUUGUAUAUAUUGGAAAUAAGCCCCAGGGGUCGCUGAUUUCUAAUGUUCCUUUGUCUUGUUUUUUUCUAUUCCAUUUAGGUAAAACAAAACGUUAAAUCUUGAAUUUGCUAAUAAAGAAAAUGUGUUCAACGAAUCCACAGAGUUGGGUGACUUUUGAUGAUGAAAAUUCAUUUCAACAUCCGCAGAAAUCUCAGAUAUUUUCUCACGAUGGCAUCUAUGCUCCUAAAUCAAGUGGCCUUAAACUGAGCCUAUCAAAUGAACAGAUAAUGAGCCUUUCUUCCUCUAACCCUACAACUCCUCAUAUUUCUCCUGUGAUUGAUUUUUUUAUAAGUCCAGGUCCUCCAAACAAUACACCCAUUAUAGAUUUCCCAGGAACACCUUGCACUCCAAAAGGGGGUACCUCUAACCUUUAUCCUAUUACAGAAAUAUCACAGAUGUUAUCAGAGGUACCUAACACAUUAGCAAACAGUGUGAUGCCAAGUAGUCCGUUAUCCUCAAGUUCUCUUGUUUCAGAAUCUUCGCUUUUGAAUGACACUACAGAGUCUAAAAGUAAUUUGGGUCACCACCUACAAACGGAAAACUCUAAGUAUUUUCAAAGUGACUGUGCCUUUUCAAGUCCGUUUUGGAAUAAAGAUGUCACAGACAUUAUUCCGGCAUCUCAAGAGCCCAUAACAAAGUACACAGAUAAAAAGGAGAAAAAACAGGAAUAUAGCUCAUCUGAAAAAGUAACUUUAAACAACCAGAAAAGUCUAAACCAGAGUUCUUUUGGUUAUAUCUGUGAAAGACUUCAGCACUUAAAGACUGACGCACCUGUCAAUUUGACAGACCUACCUGUAUGUUCAGAAAGAAACAGCCCAUCAUUUCUUCCACUAAAUCUUUUUCGAAGUCAGAGAAGAGAUGGGUGGCCUUUCAUGCUAAGGAUUCCUGAGAAAAAGAACAGAAUGUCUUCUAGGCAGUGGGGACCUAUAUACCUAAAGGUUAUAGCAGGUGGAAUACUGCAAAUGUUCUAUGAAAAAGGCCUUGAAAAACCAUUUAAAGAAUUUCAGCUCCAUCAGUUCUGCAGGCUUUCAGAUCCAAAACUAGAGAACUUAGGUUUUUCAGAUAAAAUACACACUGUAAAAAUUGAACACAUAACAUACAUAGAGAAAAAGAAAUAUAAUCCAAAACCUGAAGUUGUCCAUGAGGCAGAAGUCGAGCAAAUGUUAAAACUGGGAACUACUGAUUAUAGUGACUUAUUGGACUUUAUCACAACAAUAGAAGAGGAAUUUAUGCUACUGUCUCCAGUAUCAAAACCUGGAAAAGUUUACGAAGAGCCAAAAAUGGUUGUGGAACUAGUGGACAAUUUCUGGGGAGAGAUUAACAAAGAAGGAAGACUUACAGGAAGUACUGUUAUUUGUCAGGUAUUUUGCCUUUGUUUUAUAAACAGUGGCACUGAAUGUUUUUUAACAUUAAACGAUGCCGAUUUACAAAAAAUAUCUAAAAACUACUUUGAAAAGGACAAUGACAAAACCUGGAUUAAUAUUUGUGAGUGCCAUUUACACAAGUGUGUUAGAAGUCAGGAGUUUCAGACAUCAAGGAUCAUCAAGUUCACCCCAGUUGAUGCCUGUAGGUUUGAGCUAAUGCGCUUCAAGACUUGUUUAAAUGGACAAGAGCCUCCCUUUUCUCUGAAAACUGCAGCAAUAGUACAGGGAGCCUAUGUAGAACUCCAAGCUUUUAUAAAUAUGUCCCCGAAUGAUGUAGCGUCUUCAUUUUUAAACACUACACACUAUUGCGAAAGUAUCACAAUCCACUUCCCAGUUCCAGAAGCGUGGAUGAAAGCUCUGUGGACUGUUUCCGUUCAGAGGCAAAGGUCUCUGAAAACAAAAAUGAAUAGAAGAGCCUGUCUUGGAUCCGCAUAUGAAAUUGAAUCUGAACCCGUAAUACAAGUAACUAUUGGAACAGCAAAAUACGAAAGCGCGUAUAAGGCUGUCGUGUGGAAGAUUGACCGGUUACCAGACAAAAAUACUAGUAAAUAUAUCUUUAGACCAUGUACUGCAGAUUCUCGAUUGGUGCCAAACCCUUAAAACAAAACAAUUAGAGACAGAACAUUCCCAAUUCAUUGUAUUGCCAGUAAAUUAUUUAAGCUUGUAUGUUGUGACCAAAUGGUGGUACUAAAAUCCUCAAUUAUUAGUAAUCUGUAAAGUUUGGAUAUAGAGAAUUUGUUAAAUUUCAGAGUAAAAAAAUAUAACAAAGUCUGCAGUUAACAAACAUAAACGCAACAUAGUUCUGCAAAUUUUAAUGCACAUCUGUUAUUUGUUUGUUUACUUUAAUUGAUAGAUAGACCGCCAUUUUAUUGAAACUAUACUUCCACAUGAUCGUAACAUUUUUGUACAGCAUGUGCAUGUGUGGUGGUGCUUAGAGGAUACAUGAACAAAUCUCAAGUAAAUUAUAUGAGACCUCUCAUAUCUUUCUAUAAAAAAGCAUUGCAGAUAUCCAAUGCUAUGUUAGUCUCCACAUGCACUACUGACAGAAAUAUAGGUGAACAUAGGUGAAUACAAGUAUAACAAGGCCCGGCUUAAUUGUACGAAGACAUCGACAGGUGCAGAUCAGUAUAUAACCACCUCACUUAGUGGCCAAAAAUAAUAUCUCACUAUAAAACCCCAGGAGCACUCCAUAAAUGAAAAAAGUUAUAAACAAAAAGUUUUUUUUUCUUUCAAUAUAAAUUUUUAUUGAAAUUUGUUUCUCUUUUUUUCAACAAUUUCCCCCCCCCCAAACAAAUUUAAUGUUUCAUAUCAAAUGUUUUUGUAUAUCAUAUGACAUAAUGAAUAAUUUAAAAAAUGAAAUACUCCAUCAAUAUGCUCUCACUAACAUUGCAAAAGUGUCACAUUAACAUAUUCCAAGCUGUACAAAAUAUUUCACUAUGUGACAAUCAAACAGCAGCAGUGUGUGUUUGAAUUAACUCUAGCAAUCGCAACUUAAUAUCGUUUACUGUAGUUCAACCGUGUAUUAUGGGAGAGUAAGGAGACAUAGGAGGCUUAGAAGGGGAAAUGUCUCUUUCUUAUACCUAUUCUUGACUUCCGGAUUAUAAAUAAAGGACAUCCUACCACGCUAAGGUGCUAUUUGUUCCAGCUAUCCCAUCUCUUAUAAAACUGGUUAAUAUUAUUGGAGAGUUUACGGGAGAUAGCCUCAAACUCUUUUGUAAAUUACCCUUUAGCAAUAAUUUUCGGCACAUCGGGAAUUUGUCUACUUUUCCACAUCCCAGCUAUACAUAUUUCAGCCGCUAUAAAAAUAUGAAUAAUCAAUGUCGCCUUACACUGAGGGAUUUCUUUGGGAAGUAUAUGCAAACGAUAGGUAGCUUAACCAAUGGUAUUUUGUGCCCGACUACCUCUUUGAUCAGACUUUUGAUUGACAACCAAUACGCAUACAAAUAUGAGCAAUUCCAAAAGAUAUGGCUCAAAGAGCCCACCUCCAUAUUACAUCCCCAACAUGCAGACAGACGUUGGGGCGUUAAAUACCACCUCAUCCAAAUUUUAUUCGUAGCUUCUAUACACAAUUAAAAUCCCCACAUAUGUAUACCUGUCUAACCUUUAAUUUUGCUACUUUACCAAAUGCCUUCCGUAAAAUUCAAUCUGAUUAGCAUUAGGGGCAUAUAAAUUUGCUAUUGUCACAUCUAUUCCGUUCAGAACUCCCACCAGGACCAGUAUUCCCUCUUUAAAUUCCUUUGUGCAUACAAACACCCAGUCUGCAUGAAAUAAUAUGCUGACGCCUUUUGUUUUGUUCGGCGCAAAGGGAUGAUAUACUGCAGGAUAUUUAAACAAACCAAAAACUGGUGGCCGGUGUGCACAAAAAUGUUGGAACAAUAACCUUCUGUUGUGUGGCAUAUUAAGCCCAUUAACAUUAAAAGAAAGUAAUUAAAACUCCUGAGCCAUGAAAGUUGAAAAAUAUGCAAUCUUUGUUUUUACCACACUUCUGCUUGAUUGUUCCACACUCCUCGUCUCCUUCCCCCCACAUCUUCCCUAACCACACUGCACUUGUGUAGUCCAUUUCUUCCAAUACACGCAUAAGUUAGGGCAUAUGUGUGUGUUGGAAGAAAUGAAAAGUUUUUAUUGACAUUCAAAAUCCAGGGAUUUAUUUUGCCAUUAUUUAUUUAUUUAUUAUUGCCAAAAACAUACUUUUUAAUUAUGAACUACUAACAGAAAGCCAGUGUAUAACAUUUUGAGCUCUGUUGAUUAUAGGUACACAGGACAGAUGUAUGGAAUUACAGAAUAUAUGAUGUACAAAUUAUCCUUGUCUCAUAACUGGUCACCAAAGAUGAAGUUCUUGCACUAAGUUCCACACACGUCUAGACUUGUAAGAGAGGGUAAAAGAUAAAAGGUUGGAGGGCAUCAAAUAAUAUUCCUAAAAUUAAGUCCCCAAACUAAUGUCUUCUUUGUGAUAAGAUAAUACAUGGCAAAUAUAAUAUCUAUACAAGACUUUUUAUCUGGAAGGUCUAUGACAAAUUAAGUAAUGACAAAACAGGCAAUCAUUGAAAAUGACACUACAGAUUCUGUUAACUGGAAUAUAGGCACCUAGACCACUUAAUCUCCAUUAAGUCGUCUGGGUGCCAUCCCCCAGAAAUAUUGCCAUGUGUACAGGCAAUGUUUUCAAUGCAGGGUUAAUAAGCCUUUAUUGGCUGUCAGAGACUAGAGGCGCUUCUGCCUAUAAACUUGGUUAUAGAUCAAAUGGCUCACCUAGAGUGCAAAGUUUUGCUGUGCAUGCGCACUAGCUUUGCGAUGCUUCCCAGCGAAGCAUUGGAUUUGCAGACAUUAUAAAUCUUGAUGAUCUCAGCCAGGGAUGCAGAACAGCAGCACCGAUACCAGCGUUCCAUGGGAUAAGUAAAGUUUACCUUUUAAAUUCCUCAAGGGUGGUGAGUGAACACCUUCAUAGAUAGGGGAACACUAUAGCGUUAGAAAUAUUUGUUUGUAUUCCUAAAAUCAUAGUGGUGUUUCUUUAAUCAUACCAUAUUCACCACCAGAAUUUAAAACAUCGUAGCCAACCACUCCUUGCUCCUGAUUGCGAUGUAGUCAUACUGAUAUUGUAAAAAACUGUUUAUAAUGUAUGAAAGCCUGUGCCUUACAUUUUAACAAUAGUGUGUUACUAUUGACCAACCUUUGUGGUGUGAAGAGGUCAGUUAUGAUAUAGUGACAUAUUCCUAUAGUUCGGUGUUUUAAAUCUCCAUUCAUCAGAAUAUUUUCUCUUCUUUAAAGGUUACGAUCAGCCACACAGCUUGUCCUGCAAACUGGAGCUUGGUUCCGACCUAGAGAUACCAAACAAUUGGAACCCCGUUGCAACAGUGAAGUAUUUUAUGCCUAGUGCAUGCAUCUCUGGAGCAGAGGUGAAAUCAAUGGGAAUUGAAAAUGAUAUUCAGCCUCAUAAACACGUCAUUCAGAAAGCUUGCUACAACAUCCAGGUAUUAUUGAUUUCCACAUUUAACUUGAAUUGUUUACAUUAUAAAUACAUUCCCAUUAUAAGGGAAAGGGAUAUAAGAUUGCCGGCAGCUAUUCGUUGGGACUUUACACAUUUUGAUUAAUCUUUAAGAGUGGCAACGUUUUACAACGUAAGAAAUCUCUUGUCAAUAUGUGAUUCAGUCACAGUGCAGUAACUAAUGUAUCGGCUCAACUUGUGUCUGAACCAGAUGGGUAAUGAGAACUUUCUUAUGUACUGCGCAUAAUUUUAUACUGGCAAUCAUAUCUUUUUUUUUUUUUACUGUUUUUGGUGCUCAAAAUAAAUAGGAAAUACAUAAAACUAAUAUGAUUUCUUUGCAGGAAAAACUCCUUACCAAUUUUUUUUUUUUAUUCAUCUGUGCAUAUGUAACAUGUUCUGCUUGUUAUGGCAAAUGAAAACAAUACUGCAUAAUGGGUGAUGUCACAGAUGCAUUAUCUUUUUGUAAUGCACAGUUUGAAUGACACUGUAUAGUAUAGGGGCCCCUAGUUGGAGUUAGCCCCCUAAAUGGCAGCAGCUAUUAACAACUACUGUAAUUAAGCCUGCUCCCUAUAAUGAUAGCGUAGGAGAUGUACGGAGGAGACAGACACAGUGCAAUUCUGUUUCCCCAUCUUUUCCAUGAGCAUAUCAUUAUCGAAAAAGGAGUUAAAGUGAUAGAAUAUCUCCAAACAAUCUAGGGCACGCUGAGAUAUGUAUGUUGCAGUGCCACGAAAUGAUGACGAAAUCCUAAGCCUAUACUAAACCAUAGAGAGAUCUCUAUUCUCUAUACCUCCCCUACCAAUACUUCACCCAAUCCUGCUUCCUACUUGUUCUAUGCUCCCUUGGACCUUCUAUGAAAGCAGAGGUUUUUUUGCUCUGCUUUGGUCCUCCAGCCCCACCACUUGUUCCCUCAUUCCGAUUCCCUCACAUCUCACUUGCUCUCUGUCUCCUGCUAUUGUUCUGCCCCUCACUAAAAUAUUCAAUCUCUUCCUCUCCUCUGGCAUAUUUCCUUCACCCUUCAAGCAGGCAACCAUCUGCCUGAUUCUACAAAAUUUCCCCUUGACCCUAAUUCCCUAUCCAACUACUGCCCUAUCUUGCGGUGACUAUUUGCCUCCAAGAUUCUCGAGAGAGUUGUGAACACUAGAUUCUUUCUGCUCUACCUGCUUCAGUCAGGAUUCUGCGCUAGUCACUCUGUCGAAAUGGCCCUGACCAAAAAAAUCAGUGCUUGCUACUCUCUUCUAAUUCUCCUUGAUCUUGCUGCUGCUAUUCUAAUAACUGUUUUUUUCCUGUACAUGAAAUACGUUGUGCUCAAAAGUUUGCAUACCCUUGGAGAAUUGGUGAUUUAUGCACCAUUUUUAAAGAAAACAUGAGUGAGCAGGCAAAACACAUUUCUUUUAUUACUUAUGGGAUUCAUAUUCAACUGUAGGUUAUAACAGAAUGGCACAAUCAUAAAACAAAACAUGGCAACAAGGAAAAAAAUUAAAUGAUCCCUGUUCAAAAGUCUGCAUAACCUUAGUUUUUAAUACUAUGUAUUGCCCCCUUUAGCAUCAAUGACAGCGUGCAGUCUUUUGUAAUAGUUAUCUAUGAGGCCCCUAAUUCUUGCAGGUGGUAUAGCUGCCCAUUUGUCUUGGCAAAAUGCCUCCAGGUCAUGCAAAGUCUUAGGUCGUCUUACAUGAACCGCACAUUUGAGAUUUCCCCCUGGUGGCACGCAUUCAGCCAGUCUCAUAGCUUUCCUAUGGACGCUGGUGUCUUCACAGUGAGAAGCACGCAAACGCCUCUAGCGGCUGUCAAUGAGACAGCCACUAGAGGCUUUAGAGGCUGGAUUAACCCAUUUAUAAACAUAGUAGUUUCUCUGAAACUGCUAUGUUUAUAAAAAAAAAAGGGUUAUUCCUAGAGGGACCUGGCACCCAGACCACUUCAUUAAGCUGAAGUGGUCUGGGUGCCUAGAGUGGUCCUUUAAGCUUGUUGCUAAUAUUGAUACAUACCUUUCUGUACUUUGGACCAUACCACUCACAUGACUGUGAAACCAUACAAUAGUCAUACUCCGAAUGGGCUUAAACAUACUGUCUGUCCAGAGGGAGAGGCAAGGCUGGUUGAGAUGAGAACGUGCAGUUCAAAUUCAGUCUUAGAACUGAGAGAUGAUUUUUUUCACUAUCAACUUGUAAAUCAUACAAACAUGUCAGUUCCUUUUUAAUUAGACAUCAGUGAUGGCGAUUGGUGUAACUAAUGCUGCAGAAUUUAUUAUUAUUAUUUUUUCAAAAAAUCUGCUUCCCAAUCUUUUUUGUUACUAUUUAUGUGUAACGGUGGCCCUAUAGAUCAUAACAUGCCAUCAAUACAUUAUACUGCAUUGAGCUGUGUCACAUUGUCAGUUUAGUAUAUUACCCGCUAAGAACAACCAAUAAGAACUAUCUAGAACAUUUGAGGUCAAUUUGGUGUCAUAAGCUGAAACAUGUCUCUUCAAUGAUACAAACAUUUCCAAUUAGCGUGACAGCAUGUGAAUCCUGUGUGCUACAAUGGGUAAAGUGAAUCAUUCUGAGCCCAACAAGGUGACACCAUAACAUUGACACUGUAAAGAUGUCUAUCGCUGUAGUGGACAUUUACAUUUGAAGGCACUUUAUUUUGACAAAGGAAGAGUUAACUAAUUGAAUCCAGAGGGAGCUGAUAAAAAAGUACGAGUCAGGAACAUGUCCCUCUAAGACUCACAUAGACAGAUGAAGAUCUGAUGAAGACAAUUGUACAGCUUGGCAAAAUGCAACAGUGGGGGAGCUGGGAUAAUACUUUUCAGUUAAUGAAACAUCAACAUUAAAUUUGCUGGACUCAUCAUUUCCCCCCCAUAGAUAUCAUUCUGCAAAAUUGCUGGCGUAGGUAUCUCGUGCAAGCUGUGUAACUGUAUCCUAAAACGUGAUUAAAUGUUUAUGAAUUACUAUUCUGUAUUCAAGGAUGAUGUUAACCCCAGGUGCUGAAAAAAAAAAAGAAAGAAAGAAAUAAAAGAAAAAGACGUUAAAUAUUUUCAUUUUAGAAUUGAUUGUUUUCCGAGAACUGCUAAAAUGAAAAGCAAAAAGAUAACCUAUUUUUUCUUAUCAUGUUUACUUAUGUUUUCAUGUCGCAUUUUUUGGGGGUCGGGGCGGGGGAGAGGGGGUUAUUUGACAUUUUUGAAAAGUGCUAUUUUUUUUUUUUUUUUUACCAAGGCAUUUAAAGGACCACUAUAAUGCCAGGAAAACAAACUUGUUUUCGGGGCACUAUAGGGUCUUUAGGUCCACCCCACCCUCAGCCACUUACCUUAAUCCAGCGCCUCUCCUUCCCCUGCUGACGUCAGCGCCGAAUGCGCAUGCCCGACAAGAGCAGCGCGUGCAUUCAAACCGCCCAUAGGAAAGCAUUACUCAAUACUUUCCUAUGGACGUCCAGCGUCUUCUCACUGUGAUUUUCACAGUGAGAAUCGCGGAAGUGCCUCUAGCAGCUGUCAAUGAGACAGCCACUAGAGGCUGGAUUAAUCCUCAGUGAAACAUAGCAGUUUCUCUGAAACUGCUAUGUUUACAGCUGCAGGGUUAACAGUAUAGGGACCUGGCACCCAGACCACUUCAUUGAGCUGAAGUGGUUUGGGUGCCUAUAGUGAUACUUUAAUGUAUGUAUUUCAAGGACAGUUAGCAGACACCAGGAUCAGAACUAAAAUGUGUUGUGGCCCAAUUCCCAUUGCUCACAUAAUUGGAAUGGCAGUUUGUUAAGCAUUGCUAAACCAAGAUCAAAGAAAAUGCUAUCUAAUUUACAAAGAAAAAAACAAAACAACUAAUCCCAACUCAUGCACCUACAAAAAGAGUGAACUGUACACAUUGAUUCUAUGUUAGCUAGGCUGCGACAGAAGCAGCAAUCCAAGAUGGCGACGGAGCUGGAAGAUUCCUCGUCCAAAUCCGGAGAACAGCCUUUUGCUACGGUAGAAAACCUGCAGAUCAGGGCUGAUUUUUCUGCAACCGCUCUCUCAGCAGCAGAACCAGCACUGCCAUCUGCCAAUCUAGUUCUAUCGUUCAGAGCCGCAACUGAGGGCAGCACUAAAAUGGUUAGGUUAGUGUAAGAGAGAUAGCACUGUAGUAGAGAGGUUAGGUUAGUGUUAGAGAGAUAGCACUGUAGUAGAGAGGUUAGGUUAGUGUUUGAGAGAUAGCACUGUAGUAGAGAGGUUAGGUUAGUGUUUGAGAGAUAGCACUGUAGUAGAGAGGUUAGGUUAGUGUUAUAGAGAUAGCACUGUAGUAGAGAGGUUAGGUUAGUGUUAGAGUGAGAGCACUGUAGUAGAGAGGUUAGGUUAAUGUUAGAGAGCUAGCACUGUAGUAGAGAGGUUAGGUUAGUCUUAGAGAGAUUGCACUGUAGUAAAGAGGUUAGGUUAAUGUUAGAGAGAUAGCACUGUAGUAGAGAGGUUAGGUUAGUGUUCUAUAGAUUGCACUGUAGUAGGUAGGUUAGGUUAGUGUUAGAGAGAUAGCACUGUAGUAGAGAGGUUAGGUUAGUGUUAGAGAGAUUGCACUGUAGUAGAGAGGUUAGGUUAAUGUUAGAGAGAUAGCACUGUAGUAGAGAGGUUAGGUUAGUGUUCUAGAGAUUGCACUGUAGUAGGUAGGUUAGUGUUAUAGAGAUUGCACUGUAGUAGAGAGGUUAGGUUAGUGUUAUGGAGAAUGCACUGUAGUAGAAAGGUUAGGUUAGUGUUAGAGAGAUAGCACUGUAGUAGAGAGGUUAGGUUAGUGUUUAAGAGAUAGCACUGUAGUAGAGAGGUUAGGUUAGUGUUAUAGAGAUAGCACUGUAGUAGAGAGGUUAGGUUAGUGUUAGAGUGAGAGCACUGUAGUAGAUAGGUUAGGUUAGUGUUCUAGAGAUUGCACUGUAGUAGGUAGGUUAGUGUUAUAGAGAUUGCACUGUAGUAGAGAGGUUAUGUUAGUGUUAGAAAGAAAGCACUGGUUAGUGUUAUAGAGAUUGCACUGUAGUAGAGAGGUUAGGUUAGUGUUAUGGAGAAUGCACUGUAGUAGAAAGGUUAGGUUAGUGUUAUAGAGAUUGCACUGUAGUAGAGAGGUUAGGUUAGUGUUAGAGAGAUAGCACUGUAGUAGAGAGGUUAGGUUAGUGUUAGAGAGAUAGUACUGUAGUAGAGAGGUUAGGUUAGUGUUAUAGAGAUUGCACUGUAGUAGAGAGGUUAGGUUAGUGUUAGAGAGAUAGCACUAUAGUAGAGAGGUUAGGUUAGUGUUAGAGAGAUAGCACUGUAGUAGAGAGGUUAGGUUAGUGUUAGAGAGAUAGCACUGUAGUAGAGAGGUUAGGUUAGUGUUCUAGAGAUUGCACUGUAGUAUGUAGGUUAGUGUUCGAGAGAUAGCACUGUAGUAGAGAGGUUAGGUUAGUGUAAGAGAGAUAGCACUGUAGUAGAGAGGUUAGUGUUAGAGAGAUAGCACUGUAGUAGAGAGGUUAGGUUAGUGUUAGAGAGAUAGCACUGUAGUAGAGAGGUUAGGUUAGUGUUAGAGAGAAAGCACUGGUUAGUGUUAUAGAGAUUGCACUGUAGUAGAGAGGUUAGGUUAGUGUUAUGGAGAAUGCACUGUAGUAGAAAGGUUAGGUUAGUGUUAUAGAGAUUGCACUGUAGUAGAGAGGUUAGGUUAGUGUUAGAGAGAUAGCACUGUAGUAGAGAGGUUAGGUUAGUGUUAGAGAGAUAGUACUGUAGUAGAGAGGUUAGGUUAGUGUUAUAGAGAUUGCACUGUAGUAGAGAGGUUAGGUUAGUGUUAGAGAGAUGCACUGUAGUAGAGAGGUUAGGUUAGUGUUAGAGAGAUAGUACUGUAGUAGAAGGUUAGGUUAGUGUUAUAGAGAUUGCACUGUAGUAGAGAGGUUAGGUUAGUGUUAGAGAGAUAGCACUGUAGUAGAGAGGUUAGGUAGUGUUAGAGAGAUAGUACUGUAGUAGAGAGGUUAGGUUAGUGUUAUAGAGAUUGCACUGUAGUAGAGAGGUUAGGUUAGUGUUAGAGAGAUAGCACUGUAGUAGAGAGGUUAGGUUAGUGUUAGAGAGAUAGCACUGUAGUAGAGAGGUUAGGUUAGUGUUAGAGAGAUAGCACUGUAGUAGAGAGGUUAGGUUAAUGUUAGAGAGAUAGCACUGUAGUAGAAAGGUUAGGUUAGUGUUAUAGAGAUAGCACUGUAAUAGAGAGGUUAGUUUAGUGUUAGAGAUAUUGCACUGUAGUAGGUAGGUUAGUGUUAUAGAGAUAGCACUGUAGUAGAGAGGUUAGGUUAGUGUUAGAGAGAUUGCACUGUAGUAGAGAGGAUAGGUUAGUGUUAGAGAGAUAGCACUGUAGUAGAGAGGUUAGGUUAAUGUUAGAGAGAAAGCACUGGUUAGUGUUAUAGAGAUUGCACUGUAGUAGAGAGGUUAGAUUAGUGUUAGAGAGAUAGCACUGUAGUAGAGAGGUUAGGUUAGUGUUAUGGAUAUUGCACUGUAGUAGAGAGGUUAGGUUAGUGUUAGAGAGAUAACACUGUAGUAGAGAGGUUAGGUUAGUGUUAUGGAGAUUGCACUGUAGUAGAGAGGUUAGGUUAGUGUUAUAGAGAUUGCACUGUAGUAGAGAGGUUAGGUUAGUGUUAUAGAGAUUGCACUUUAGUAGAGAGGUUAGGUUAGUGUUAUAGAGAUUGCACUGUAGUAGAGAGGUUAGGUUAGUGUUAUAGAGAUUGCACUGUAGUAGAGAGGUUAGGUUAGUGUUAUGGAGAUUGCACUGUAUUAGAGGUUAGUGUUAGAGAGAUAGCACUGCCGUAGACCCGACCUAAAAAUUGGAAGCGCGACAAUGCUGAACCAUCUGCAUGCACCAGGAAACAACCCGCAAUCCCUGAGAGAACCCCCAUAUAGCCAGAAGAACAGAAAAGUGGGCAGACCCUUGAACCCGGCAGAGAAAACAUCCCUUCCCAAAACCAUCUGUCUUGGUCCGACCCAAACGAAUCUCAACCCUAUCCAUACACAGAGCAACAUCCUUCAUUGGAUCUCCCCAACAACAGCCCUAUUGGUGCUCACCAAUCCUGAAAGCUCCAAAAAACACCCACACAAAAGCAACCGAAAACACCACAUCAUAAGGCACAGCACAUACCUCCCGUAACACGGACACCAACCUCUGUAACACCUCAAAAGAGGUGUAUCCAAUGUUGUAUCCAACGUUUUCUUCCCCCUCCGAAAACCAUGCAGCACCUGUCGAAUUAGAAACUAUUUGGUAAGGUCCUCUCACCUGUUCAACUUAAACAAAAAAUGCCAACGCUGCCAUAUUCCGAUCAACCACCGAAGGAGACACCUGACGGGAAAACAACCGCCGUAUAAACCAAGCCUUCCAGACCUUCACAUAGGCAGACCACAUGCCCGCACCAAUGAGUUCCUUACGAGUCCCCCAAGCAGGAAGUCCUGAACGGCCACAUCUCCUUCGGACAGGCCUGACCCAACCCCCGUGCCCUGGGUACUUCCCGACGAAAACGGUAUCACUGUGAACGAGACAAUGCAUCAGCCAUGAUGUUCAAUAACCCAGGCACAUGACGGGCCCGAAAAACAAUGUUAAACUGCUGCAAGAGAUGCACCACCACUAUAGAGGAAGCUGACAAAUUAUGAAUGGCAUGGACAACCGCCAUGUUGUCCGAGACGAAUAUCACUUUUUCUAUCGCGAAAGGGACUCACCCCACAACGCCAACGCAACCACCAACGGAAAUAACUCCAGAAAAGCCAAAUUCCAUAUCAAAGGACUCAACUUCCAUGCCUCCCGUCACUGCUCCGCACCCCACUCACCUGCCAAAUAGGCCCCGAAACCCACGCUCCCAGAAGCAUCCGUAAACAACUCAGUCUCCUCUGACGAUGUUGCAGGCUCCUGAAAGAAAACCUUCCCAUUCAAAGCUCCCAAGAAGGUCUGCCACACCCCUAAGCCAGCCCUCGUGGACCCCGUGAUCCUAAUGUAGUGAUGGUGGGACCUGGCCCCACCCGUAGUUCUUGCCAAGAACCGGCUGAAGACCCUACCCAUAGGUAUCACUCGACACACAAAGUUGAGGCUACCCAGCAGCGAUUGUAAUACCCGAAGCGUAACCUUCUGCACACCUUGGAUGUCCCUAACCAAUUGACGAAGCACGACCAGUUUGUCCUCCGGCAACCAGCACUCCCCCUUCACUGAAUCGAUUUCCAGCCCAAGAAAACUGAGACAAGUGAUAGGACCCACCGUCUUGUCCACUGCGAGCGGCGACUUCAAAAAUAAAAGCCACACAUUCCAAAACCCUCAAAGUAUGACCGCACCGGUCGGAAUCAGCAGGACCCAUGCACAAAAGAAAAUCACCGAGGUAAUGUACAAUAGCACCCCCACAAGACUCCACCCUCACAACCCACCCCAAGAAGGUGCUAAACUUACACGAAGUACGAACCGUAAAAUGGACAGCCUAACAGAUGGUAAAAUGCUGGGUGAAUAGUCAGGAGUCAAAACGCUGACUCUACACCUGCCUUCACCAUCAGCGCCCCGCGCCCUGCUCUCCUAACCAACUCACGCCUUUCGGAUAUGACAAAUGAUGAAUCAAACUGAACUUACCCAUUUCCUUCUUAGAGACCACUCCCAGGGGCAAAAUCCAUAGAUCAUCCAAAGGUGGGGUCGCGAACGCCCCACCACCCUACCCAACUGAACUUUCUUAAACAAUUUGUCCCUAACUACCUCUGGGUGAUCCUGGCUGAUCUGAGGUUCUUACACACGCGCCCCACAAUUUUUUUCUUGAAUGGAAUAAAAAAAAUCAUGGAAAACCCCUCAAACAAGUCUUUCACUGCACCCUGAUCAGUGUAACGACUUAGCCAGGGUGCCAUCAAGCCUACCCUCACUGAGGUUGAUCCCAGAGGAAGUGGAAGGUGUUGCUGAUCCCCCAGCUCCCCCUGCGGAGGAAGUCUUACCUCUCCCCAUUUACAUUGGCCCUCUUAAAAGAGUCAGCAAAACCCCUUCUUUUGGCUGGCCGACGAUGAGGCACCAGCUCCCACGCCGGCCCCUCCCUGAAAGAGCACCGCCUUCUGAGCCAUCGUCAACUUCAUCCAGAACGAAAGGUCCAUCUAGUCUCACUGUAUCCCUGGAUUAGCCAACAGGCAUUGGCGGAACUGCUCAUCGUGCUUCCACCUAGCUAGACCCCCAUAUGUCCUAUAGGCCUCCCAUAUGUUGUCCAAAUAAUAUAAGAACUGCGAACAGCGUUCUGUAAAUUUCUCACCUAACAGACUUGCCAAGAUACAAAACGCUCUAAGCCAGUUCCCAAACAUCUUUUGUAUCUUACAAUACCGUCAAUGUUUUUCCUCCUCCUCCUUCUUGGUAUCUUUCUUGUCCUCCUCCUUCAGAAUAAGAUACUCCUCCAAUGGAUGGAGCAAAAAGAUUUCUAGGAAUUCCCCCCACUAUAUCUUCUCCUUCACGUCCAAUUUCAAAUGGCAACCCAAGAGGCCUGCGAAUGAAACAUGCACAUUCUGCCUCGCUACAUUUGGAAUCUCACCUGCCAAUUUUGCUCGUUCCCCAGCCCCCAAUGAAUCGCCCGAAGCUGAAGAAGACACCGUUGCCCCCUGCCCCCCCAGGUCGCUCCCGUCCACCGAACCGCCAGCUCCACCACCAACACCCGGAGGAUCCCAUACCCUGCUAAAGUGUGCCCUUUGCGCCCCCCCUUCCGACGAAGUGUUCAAAAAGGACUUCAGAUUGUCUAACAAAGACCCAGAGUGUGAUGCAAAAGAAGACUCACCGCCAGAAUCCCUGGCCGUCGAGGACCGUGGGGGACCAGUCCGUCCAUCCACCUCAAGAGGUUCAGGAAUUGUGGCAUUCCUCUGACGUCUCACAUCCUGGUCCUGCCUCAAAACCGUGGGAGAAAGGGCAGAAACCAACACAGACCUGACAGACAACUAACAGGUAAGUGAAGGUUAAUUAAAAAUGGCCACUACCUAAAAUAGCCGCGCUAUAUAUAUAUAUAUAUAUAUAUAUAUAUCACACAAACCCCACCCCCACCAAGCUAAUGACCUAAUUGACAUGGUUGCUAUGCCUAUUUCCUGGCCUUGUCAAGGCCCAUCCCCCUCUCUUUGCUGUUCCAUGGGCUACAUUUUGGUCUUACAAAGAUUUUUCCAAGCACAAUGUUAAAUGUAUUUAAUGCAGAAAACACAAGUUGUUUCAUUUAGUAAAAGUACGCAAUAGUACAAUAAAUCUAUUUUAUUUACAGGUUUGGUGGUAGUGAGCAAGUAACCAUUUUUUUGUUGAAAUUGUAAUUAGUAUAUAUUAUCUGACUUAUGCAAAUGGAGUCAUAAACACCUGAAAAAAACAAAUUGCUGAGUCCACACAUCAGUGGCAACGGAUUUCAAUUUAACUUUGAAUACAUGCAAUCUAUGCUUUUUUUCAGCAGGUGUUAUAAAUCAAAAGUUCAAACACUGAACAACUGCCAUGAAAAUGUUCAAUUACAUCAGCUGAAUAUAAUCUUGCUUGAAUCUAUUUUUUGACAUGACACACAACAAUAUGAACAUAUUACUAUUUUUUUCUAUCCUAGAUGCAUAUAUUUUAUUUACAAAACGAUUGGUUAUGUUUUUCUGGAAGACACAGAAAAAAAUAACAAAUGCAUCUGACAAUAUAAAUAAAAUGUCAUAACAAUAACAUUCGCGCUUGUGAGCAUACGUAAAUAUGCACACACAAGGUGUGAGGGUGUUGUGUGUUUUUAAGGGUGCUGUGUGUGUGUUUGUGGGGAUGCUGUUAGUGUGCUGUGUGUGUGUGUUUGAGGAUGCUCUGUGUGUGAGGGUGCUGUAUGUGUGUGGGUGCUGUUUAUGUGCUGUGUAUAUGAGGGUCCUGUGUGUGCGCGCUGUUUGUGUUAGGGUGCUGUAUGUGUGUAGAUGCUGUGUGGGUGCUGUAUGUGUGUGUGUGCUGUAUGUUUGGAGGGAUUGUGAAGGUGGGGGCCCCCCUCCCUUCUUACCUUAUGUAGGGAGGGGGGAUCCUUGCUGUCCAAGGGAGAGUGAACUCUAGCCCCGCAGGCACCGCUCAGAUCUCGCGAGAGGAACCUGGCGGAGCUUCUGUCUAGAGCUCCCUGGGUCCUCUCCUGCCUCCUUUCAUGCUGCUGUGGGCUGGUGAGGUAGAUCUUUGAUCUCCCCGCUGGCCCAUGGAGGCAUAGAGCAGAGCCGGCACUCAGAUAGCGCCAGAUCUGCAUGAGCCGACAGGGGAGAUCCGGAGAUCUCCCCUGCCGGCAGGGGUCAAGUCCUGGGGAAUAAAGUGUGGGAACUCUCCCAAGAUUCCCACCCCCCCCAAAAAAAUAAUAUACACUUGUGUGUAUAUAGGUGUACACACACACAUACACUCACAGACACACACUUACAGACACACACACAUAUAUUCACAGACACACACACACACACUUACAGACACAUACACUCACAGACACACACAUACAUUCACAGACACACAUACACACACUUAAAUUCACAGACACACACACACACUCACAGACACACACACACACUCACAGACACACACACUUAUACUUACAGACACACACAUUCACAGACACACAUACACACACACUUACAGGCACACACACAUACAUUCACAGACACACACAUUCACACUUACAGACACACACACACAUAUAUCCACAGACACACACACACACUCACACAUUCACAGACACAUACACUCACAGACACAUAAACACACACACACUCACAGACACACACAUAUUCACAAAUUAUUAUUUUUUAAUUAAAAAUUGUCCACCCAGCCUCCCUACCUGGAGAGCAGGUGUGGACUUGUCCCUUGGGUCCAGUGGGUCAGACGCCUAUCUCCAUACAACAAGCGGCGAGGGAGCUGUGUGCUCUCUGCUCCCACGCGCCGCGUGGGCUGUCUGCUGUAGCUGCGAGCCAGAAUAUGACGUCAGAUUCCUUCUCCCGCCAUCAGCAAAUGGCGCGCGGCUCCCUCCCUCGCCGCUUGUUGUAUGGAGAUAGGCGCCCAACCGGGGGGGGGGUGAGGGGGUGUCCAUCACCUCUUGCUCCCCCUCUCCCCCCCAUGACAGAGGGAACACGGGGGAGGAGGGUAUUUGGGGGCGGCAGAGUGCCUGCAGGAACAGCGGGAACGGCAUUCCCACAUGUUCCUGCAGGACUCACAGCCGUGCCACGGGUAUUACAGUGUCCCCAGGCACACCCAGCACACCCCGUGCGCACGCCUAUGUUAAACUGUUUCCAGAGACACCUCAAUUUAUGCUUUCCUGAGGUCACUUCCAAAGGGGCAGGCAUAUCGAAUGGGUGGGGUGCUCAGCCCAAUAGGAAUCUGGUCUGGAUUCUAAGUCUACACAGAAAAAAAUGGGAAUUGGGGGAACGCCUAAAACAUGCAGUAACUUUAGAUUGUAAGCUCAUUUGAGCUAGGGCUGUAACUACUUUUUGUUAUUUAACACACAGAAAAUAGGUGGAGCAAGUGAUGAUAAUUAAAUAAAAAUGUACUUCCCUCUCUUCUAACUUUCUCACUGUAAAAGAUAGAGAGGUACAAAAUAGUGCAGAUAUUUCUAUACACAGAAUGUAAAUAAAAUAUAAAUCAUAUGCACUCACAAUGGAAGAGCCAUAUAAUAAAACCUGGCUCUGGUGUGGAUCUUCUUUGGGAUCUUAAUUGGGUGAUCCCCAAACCUCUUUAGUGGUGCUGGUUGGAAAAUGUCUUCCUUUUUGUUAUUGUUAGUCAAACUUGAGACUUCAAUUUGUCUGUACAUCUUGUCAGCACUGUAAAAAAUGUUGUUACUUUAUAAACAUUUAAAAUAAUAAUAAUAGUGAAAGAACCUUGGAAUUAAAACCUACGGUAAGGGAGAAGGAAAUCGAGUGCAUAAGAGCAGGGGACAGAGAAAAGAAAACUUGUGACUGUGGAUUGAGGUUAAGAGAGUAUAGGAGUGAGGACAAGAGAACACAGUGUUGCAGACUUGAGUUUAAGAGACAUACAUGUUAAGGGUCCUGAUAAUCAUGACUUGAGGGUAAAUAAAUUUAAAAGGGGUAGUUUAAUGCUAAAUAAAAAAAAUAAAAAUAAAAAAAAAUAUAUAUAUAUAUACACACACACACACAUAUAAUAUUGUAAUGCUUAAGCAUUAGUGUCUAGUUUACUUCUACUGCUAGUAGCAAAUUUCCUACCUAAUAACCUGCUCUUACGUUUAUGUUUACCCUAAUUUUAUUGUUGGGUGUUUUCUGUUAAUUUUACUUUUAUGAUGUUUGUGUCAGGAACCCUAAUACAAGUUAAGCCCAUGAUGGUGUAACUGGCUCCUGUUAAAUCUGUUCCAUACUUCCCCCACCUCGAUGUUACCACUACCGGAACCUCAGUCAAGCUCUUUACUAGAUGUGUAUUACCCCCUUCAGGAAACACAUUUGUAAGAUUGUAUGAGCCACACAUUGCAUGGCAAUAUGUGACCUGUUACGUUUAAAUAUUUUUUGUAUCUUUCAUUAUAUUAAAGGAUCACUAUAGUGUCAGGGAAACAAAGUGGUUUUCCUGACACUAUAGUGCCCUGAGGGUGCCCCCACACUCAGGGUCCCCCUUCCGUGGUGCUGAAGGGGUUAAAACCCCUACAGCCACUUACCUUAAUCCAGCGCCGGGCUCCCUCGGUGCUGGUGACCUCUCCUCCCCGUCUGACGUCAGCUCCCCUGUCUGACGUCACUGGAGCCGAACACGCAUAAGCGGCAAGUGCCGCGUGCGCAUUCAAAGUAUCCAUAGGAAAGCGAUAAAGGCAAAAUUUGCCUCCAGGGUCGCAGAUGCGCCUCUACUGGCUGUCCGAAAGACAGCCACUAGAGGCUGGAUUAACUCCAAAUGUAAACAUACCAGUUUUCUCUGAAACUGCUAUGUUUGCAUCUGAAGGGUUAAAACCUGAGGGACCUGGCACCCAGACCACUUCAUUGAGCUGAAGUGGUCUGGGUGACAAUAGUGUCCCUUUAAAACUCCACAUUCCGCUAAUUUAUACUCCCUGACAGAGUACUUAUAUACCAUAUAAAUUUGUAUGCAGUUUAUGUUACAACGAAGAUGCUGUGUGUUCUGGGUUUUGGAUGUGAAUAAAAAAAUAAACACUUAUAAAAAAGAGGGGACAGGUCUAUGCAUUUUGGUGCUUAGUGUGUCCCUUUAAAGGAUAAGGCUAAAUUUCUGAUUAAGGGGUAGAGGGUAAGAGACCAGAAUAAUAACAGUUAGUGAUCACAGACUAAAACUCUAAAAGUUCAGCUAGUAGUUUGCUGGGGUGCACAAUUUAUUUAUACAUGUUAAAUGUAAAACAAGGAUCCUCAUACUUAAAAUAACUGGGGACCACUCAUUACAUCUGCCUGCCCUGUAAUUAAGUUUACAAUAGAUGAAAGUGUUUAGUUAGGCUCUGUAAGGCAUAUUUCAAGCAUUCAUGCCCACAUGUAUGCAUGAACAGUUCCAGUAAUCAGAAUAAUGGUGAUUGACAACAUAUUGAAAUAAUACAGAAUAGCCAACUGACAGGUCAAGUGAAAUCUCAUUACUGGACUCAAAGGUUUCCCUAACCCUCUGAAUUACCAACAUCAUAAAUUUAUACUACAAAAAUAUAUAGUUUUAAUUUGGCAGAUUUUUCUUACGUGAUAUAUUUAGUUAUGCUGCUUGAAUACAACAAAAAGCAAAAAUUAUUUGUGUCUUCUACAAAUCCUUGUCUCUGUAAUGAAGGUUUGCAAGUGACAAGGACAAAAAGGAUCAGGCUGUGAAUUAAGGAAUUCAAAGAAGAACAUCGUGAUCUUGGAUGUAAUUACAGAAAUGUCCUUAUAAAGUUUCAUUUUCAAGGAGUCACAUUUUCUACCUGUAAAUUUCACGUCGGUAGGAAAUCAAGUCGAACAAAAAAAAAUCAAAGCAAUUAUUAAUCAGAAUUUCAGAAACAAACGUUUAGCAUAAAAUGUAAUUAUGUGAUAGAAAGACAGAUAAUAUCGGAAGUAAAAAUUUAUUUUAUGUCUCUAUUGCAGGUGGAGAUUGAACGAAAAGUGGUUCUAACUGAAUCAGAAGAACUGGACAAAGCUGGGGAGUGUAAAACACAGUAGACAUUUUUAUAGUUAAGGAUUUAAACUUUGUUUACUGAACGCAUGAUUCUCGUUCAACAGGCUGUGCAAAAAUCAAAAGUAGCUGUAUAACCAUGAUAAUAGAUAGAAAGAUAAAAUGUUAAUAUUAUUUUUUAUAUUUACAAGAUAAAGGAAAAUAAUAAUCUAUGCAAUUGAUCAGAGCCUAGCAUUUCACAUAUACAUGUAUAAUUCUGCUACCGUAUAAACGAUUUGAAUACCUAUUUCAAUAUGAUCAACCAGAUGGACUUCCAAAAAUAAACUGACACAUUUAUUGGCAAAAGUUUACUCAGAAGACAUCGAUCAGUUGCCCCCCACAAGUAUCUGCUUUAGUUAAACAUUAUUGCUCCUGGUUCAAACGAUUAAGGUAAAUGGAAGAGAUGGUGCAGGGAUAACCGAUGUAUGUGAUUUUACACUAAUGGCAUUUGCCUUUCCAUUCAAAGACAAAGGCAUGCUUUUGAUGCAAAUUAAUUCUUUGGACCCCUAACUUCCUGCGCACAUGUAUGGACUCUAGUCAUAAAAAAAUUACUGUAUAUGGGUGAAAUUGUGCUAGGAUUCCCAAAUACUAGUAAUAGGCAUAAAUGAAAGAAUAUAAUUAUUGAACACAAGUGUGACGUUUGUGAUGACUACCUGUUAUGCAUAAUAAAUUUCAAAUUAUGUGUAUA